CGUGUCAGGACGGAAGCUCAGUGCGAAUUUCUUCUGUAGGAGACAGAGUCGGGAGCAGCGUGGAGUUAAUGCCCAUCACAAAACUGUGUCAGUGACUUUUUCCUCUUUGUGUGUCGAGUUCUAGAGAGCACAAUACCCACGGUGAGUUUGGUUUAUCAGAGAGUGGUUGGUCAUGUGUUGAAAAGAGAAGGCAAUGCCAAAGUUAGCCGCAGCGACUAGCAUGCUAGCUCCUUAGAGAAACAUACGUUGGGUUGCUUUGACUUGUGCGAGCCACGAGGGCCUCAUUGCGGGAGCUGCGGUCUGUGUGUUGGCUGUGGCUUUGGCGGUGGACUUAGCAUUAGCUGCGUUUACGUGGGUACAAAUAAUUAAAGUAAAUGCCCGAUCUGAAUAAAAAUGCGGCAUGUAAACAUGUCGAUGUGGGUUCAAUCGGAAAGAAAUUGUAUUCCGGUCAAGAGGGGUGCUUUAUGCCGAUCGUUAUUCCGAAACACAUCCAUGUUAACACAUAUUCCGAUCGGAAAACAGGAGGUUUCAUUUUUAACUCUCUGGCAUAAACACAACCGCAGGUGCCGUGUCUACUCCUCCGGUAACAUAACAAGGCGUGCAUACAGCGUAAUAAUGUCACUUGUGCACGCAGUCGCACAGGGCAACCUUUGACAAAACGGUAAAAUAAGCGCCGUCUAGUGACAACAUUUAACAAGGGGGAAAACUCCUGAAUUGGAUGGAGUGAGCCACUACCGCGUUUGUUGACAGCACAGGCCAAUACAUAGAUAGGCUAAGAGUACUUAAAAAAUAAGAGUCCUAGUUUCACAAUAAAAUACCCAAAAAGUGAAUCCAACGACAACUGCUAACUUUAAAUAAACAAACCUAAAAUAUAAAAGUACUAGUACUGAACAGGGCGCCCUGACAAAUACACUAUAGGGUAAAUACUGGUUUCUAUAUUUUAGAUAUCUUGAUCAAACACCAUAGAAAUGAUCAGGUUUGCUGGAGCUCUCAGAAUAUUCACCUGUUUACAGCUGCGUUUUAUUAAACUCUUGGCAAACUACAUAUUUUAAUUCUACCACACUGCACUGCAACAUUAAUGUUUGUACUUGAAGAGUUUGUCUUUUUGUGUUUUAACCUUCUAUUUUAGCUGUUUUUCCAAACUGAGCCAAAUCAAUAAAUUUUCCUUUCCUUGCUUCAUCAGUUUUGCUGCCAUGGAGGAAAACUUGAGUGGAACUCUAGUUGGAACUUUUGAGACUUCACAGUGUCCUACAUAUUGCUGGACCAUGGUAAGUUACAAAGGUGUACAUAUGCACAGCAAACAUCACCAAUCUUCUUCUACAUUAUCCCAGUAAUGUAAUGUAAAUCUACUGCAUCCAAUAAGUGGUGGGUUAUUCCAGCAAAAUCCAAUAAGUAAUGCUGAUUCUCCUCCUGACACGAAUGAGUAAGUAGACAAUAUAAUCACAAAAAAUCUAGUUUGCACCCAGAUAGAAGGACACCAAUUUGUAAGUUAUUUAGUCAAUAGAGCAGACAGGAUCUCCAGCACAACUGAAAGUGAUUUUUUGCUAUAUGUGUAUCCUCAGGACUAGGGGCAGAGCAGCAAAAAGGCCUGGUUAUAAUAAAACUUUUACUAGAUGCUAAAGGUCUUUAACUCUGUUUUCCACUUUUUAGACCCAUGUUUGACUAGUAAAGUCAUUUUUCUGCAAAGUUGUUUAGAUCUCUUUGAAAAAUGAAAUAAAAAUACUUGAAGUUUGUGUUCCACUCAGCUGCUGCCAAGGAUGUGAUGAACCAGAACCAUGCAGCCCUUGUGUGGUUACAGAGUAUAAUGUAUGACACAGUACAAGUAGUAUGUGAAUAAAUCUCAAGUGUUGUUGCCGGAUGCUCAAAACCUUUAUCCUUUGAUAUAUUUCAAAGAGCUCUCGAUACACAAGUGGCUAAAGGCCUUCAUGUUCUGUAUAGACUAUUACGUAAGCAAAACAGGCACAAUACCAGCAACCAAGUUCACUUCAGAGAUGCAAGGUGUUUCAUGGUCACUUUUCCUUUUGAACGCUCAAGCGAGUAAAGCUGCUGUAUCCUAAAUUGUUUGCUAGAGUCAAAGAGGAUGUUCCUGAAAACAGCUGUCAAGUUUUUUUAAACAUACUUAAAACCAUUUUAGGUCACAGUAAGAGUAAUAAAAUAAGAUGUCAGGUGAAAGUUCCUGUGUGUUUUUUUUUUUUUUUUUUGCGGUCUGUGUCUCAAACUUUUGGUGUGCGUUGCAACUUGAGCAGCACAAAGUGAAACUAAAAAAUGCUUUCUUUAAGAUAUAAAAUAGCAUCUUGUGUUAGUUUUCUCCUCCUGUUAUUGCUGUACUAAAGAUUUAUUCCAAAGAGGGCAGGUUCAGAUUUGGUAUAAAGAAAAGAGCCCAUGCAUGAAACCUUUUCUUCAGUUUCUAAUACAUGUUUUGUAACUUUUAAUCUAUUUUGGUUCCUUAGUCUACCUGUCAUAUAAAAUAAUCAUUUUUUUGUGAAUUGUAAAUUUUGUGUGCCAACAUAUUGAUAUGGUAAAAAAGUGCAGGGUUUAGAAAUUAAUGAUCAAUUAUUGAAUAGUAAGGCAAAUGUGGAAGGAUUUAUAUUUAAGUAAGGAAAUUGGAUGAGUCUUUUUAAGGAAAAAUUGAUUGAUUUUUGUUUUUUUUCACAGUUUUUUUGUUAUAGUGGUAUAGUUUGGAAAUAAAACAUUCUCUGGAAGUAAAAGCAGAGUUUUAUUUUCUUGGAAAACAGUAACUGCUGGCAGAAAAAAAUCAUUUAUCAGUGUAAAAAUAACCUGUUACAGCACUUCACAGAUAGUAAAACACAAUAUUUUCUGUCAUUUCUUUACUUUUAAAUAAUAAAAAAAAAUCGUAUGCCAUCUGUUUUACAUUUCUUUAUCUGUUGUACAGGGAAGAGUUAACAUAUGGAACUAGCUUGAUUACAUUAAAGCUAAAUAAAAUACAUAUUGGUCUCCCAUUAGCCAAAUAAACACUUUGAAGCUAAAUAAAGCUCAAAACCACCACUUCCAUUUUCAUUAGCGCUUGUCACAGCAUUCCCCUUCUCACAACUUUACAACAGCCCAUAUUAAAGACACAGCCUGUAUUAAAGCAGACUUUAACAAUCCGUCUUAAAGGAAAAGGAUACUAAUGAAGUGAAGAGUUAAUGCUAAAACAGUUUGAGAUUUGUACUUAGUGUACUUCUGGCAAACCUUAACAUUUACUUUGCUCAGAUGAAACCUCAGCGCAGCUGCAUGUAUGAAAUAGACUCUGUUCUGUGUCAAUUCUGCAUGUGGCCUUGAAUUUUAAAAAAGGAUCAAUUUCUCCAAAGAUCGGGUGCAAUUUACAAAUGAAUUUCCUUCACGCUCGGCUGCUUCAUAAAAGAAUUUUUGUCCUGACUCAGAUUGAACACAGUUGAAUGAUUCUAUCCAUAUUCCUGACUUCUUUACGAGACAAUGUUUUCCAUUUUGUCAAACACAGAAGUCUGAAAUUUCCAUGUGUUUUUUUUUUUUUUUUUUUGGUGCAACAAGUGUUACUGAUUGGGCCUUUUUUUGUCUGCCACCAACCUCUUGUUAGGUUAGCGACUGGAACAAAGUGACACUGCAGAAGAGCUUGUGCUCUGUGAAGGAUGAAGGGGAUCCUAUUGAGGUGACAAAGCUCCACUCUGUCACUUUUCAGAAGUGCACUAAUAAAAUGAGCCAGGGUUUCUUUUUUUAUUAGGUUUGUAAAAGUGGAAAUAGUUAUUGUUGCAGAAUAAUCAUGAAAAAAUGAUUAAACUAAUCAAAGCCAAUAAUAAAAAAGAAAAGAAAAACACACUCAGCUUUUUAAAGGGAGGGUUUUACUGCUGGGUCAAAUUUCAACAAUUCAAACUAUAAAAUAUAUGCCUCUCCUUUUCUCUCUACCAUGUCUUUGAUUUGUGCUGGCUCCACUCUAUUUAAGAUUUAAUAUAUUUUUUAAAUAUUAUUAGUAGUUUUCUUAGAAAUUGUUUCGCAAGAAAAAAGUUCAGAGGGCCCACAGCGUUCAAAAGGAAAGAAAAAAGGUGGAAGUAAAAGCAGACAAAAUUUUGGAUGAUGACUUUGUUACUUAAAUGAUCAAGGUUAUGGCCCCAUAGAUUUUGAUUGACUCUUCUAUUGAUCCAAAUGUCAAUUUAUUUUCCUUUUUUAUUUCUUUUUAAUGCUCUCUUUUGCCCUUAUUUUUGAAUUGAAUCUGCAUGUUUCUGAUUUUCCAUUCACAAAGUCUCCAAAAAUAGAUUCAAGGAUCAUUUUUUUGCACAUACAAACAAACUGUCUUUUCUAUGACCUCAUCUGCUGCUCAUUCACACUCCCAAAAUGACUCCAUGUUACGAUGUUAAAAAGCGCAUUGAUACAUCUUGGCAUGAUGUGUUGUAACCUUUAGUGCGAUUGAUUUAUGCAAAGGUAAAGGUGAAGCCAUUAGUUCCUGGACUGAGAUCCCCCUGUGAGGCCCGUUCUGAAUUUAUAAAAUUUCAAGGAGCUCUGAUAAUUUAAUAUGGAGUGCCCUUUCAUAGGUUAGGUCACCUGCAGCGCGGCCUGCAAAUUGAAUAAAGAACAGUAAUAGAAAACAGGAUGUCAGGUGGGCUCCCUGCUUAUAAAAUCAUUAACAACAGUGUGUCUUUUCUCAUAAAGGAGCCCAUUUAUUCUGAGGAGGAAAUGUUAUGAAAGUGUAGGGGAGCAACUCAAUUUAUUUUUCAUUAGGAAUUAACUCAUGGGAGAAACACUGAGAGGGUUAAUAGCUGUUUGUGUACAUCAGCAGUGUGAACUAAUAGGUCUGGAGAAAAUCCUGCUGUACACGCCUUAAAUAAUGCUCUCACUUUGAGUGUCUUUAAAAGUCAACUGCAGCCCCCAUGUGUAACCUUAAUGAUACUGCAGUGGUUCCAGUCUUUAAAAAACUAUUUAUAGCUUCCUUUCUCUUUGGUUGUGGAAAGUGCUGCAUCUUUACAUAGCUGGGAUUUUCUCAUAAAUUACAUAUUCAUUUUCAUUGUAAUGAGAAAGGAUAAGAGACAGAAAGUGAGUAGACCCCCUACUCUGGUCCCAUGCUGAUGGCUUUGUUUGGGUCAUAUCAGAAUAAAGCAGCAGCUCGGUCAAAUCCUCUCCAUCUUAAACAGACUUCCACAGAGCUCCCGGUGCUCUCAGCAUGACUCAGGCCAUGUACCGCAGGAGGUAGAAAACCCUGCCUAAUCCCCUCAGUGCUUUUACAAAUAUCUAUAUUUCCUCUCGGAGGAGAUCUGAAGAUUACCGCUACAGCCUGUGUAUCUGUGGACAAUGAGUUAUUAUUGUACCCACAUGGUGGGUUUUCAUCGGCCCAGCAAUCUCUUUUAUGGCUCAAACUGCUUGUCUGUGGUGAAUCCAGGGAAUACAGUACGGCACCUGUUAAAACAGCUGCAACAUUGAAGGUGUUGCAUGUUCUUGUUUCUUGUUUGCAAGGCAGUAAUACUCGUUGAUGGCACAAAGCAGGAGAAACAUUUAUUUUUUUUAGUCAUGAGUGUGUUGUCCUGGUGUUUUCUUUUGGUUUAUGAAAUAUGUAAACCACCGUUUUUGGAAUUGUUUGGAGCAGGAUUGAUUUGGGAAUAGUUUGUUGGCAAAUUCAGAAUCUUUUCUAAAAUAUGUUGUCAGCCAUAAGUUGAUGCUGACUUGGUGAGAGUAAUGAUGUGAUCCUGCUAUAAAAUGAGCAAAUUUUAAAGAGACACGCAAGGUGUGUAGAGAAAACUUUGAAGUUUUCACCUCAUUUUGCCUUUAAAAGGAAUCAGAAAAUCGCAUGGUAGACAUACUGGAUUUUAGGGACAGAUGAGUAAAACUGUUUGUAAUUUUAAUAUAAUUAUUCAUGAUAUUUUAAAUCAUAUUAAUGACUUUAUUUUGGUUAAUAAACUAUGCUAUAAAGAUACAUUUUCUUCAUAUAUUAAUGAUAAAACCUGCUACAGCAUCAAACUGUUUUUGAUGGUUCUGGACUAUCUUGCCAUAGAUAGCAGAAGUUUGUAUUAAGUUAAGAGUGAUUUUAAUUCUCUUUACUCUCUUCAUGUGAAAAUUGUAGUUGAAUUCAUUUUAAAUUGCACGUGUUUGAUAUAAACAAUACAAUCACUAAGUUACCAAUUCGAUUAGUUUUUCCUUUUUUGUUAACUCUAUAGUCACAUUUAACCCUAAGGGAUUUUGGAAGUUUUCCGUUUUUGGGAGCUUGGUGUGUUGUUUUAGUCCUACUGUUGCUUUCACAUACUGUGAAAACAAAUCUGUUAUUAUCCGUUCUUAUUCAUGGGGUCCCAUAUAUUUCAACAUUUGUUUAUUUAUUUAUUUAUUUUUUUAUAAGCUUUUUUGUGUUUUUUGGAGCGGGGGCACUUUUGCCUUUAUUAGAUAGGUCAGCAGGAGAGAGACAGGAAACAUAGGGGGAGAGAAAGAGUGGGGGAUGACAGUGCAUGGUGUGCGCUGGUAGUCCAACAGGCGCCCCAUCUGUUGAGAUUUUUAAAAUCUUUUCCUGUGGGCCACCCUCAUCUUAAAAAAACAACAAGCCAAAAACAACAAAAAAUACUAUUAUUUGUCAUCACUUGACAAAAAAACAUUUAAAUGGAAUAAAAAUGUUAACCAUGUCGAUCUCAAUGUCAGGUUGAAUAACCUGCCAAGAAAGCAUUGAUACAGUAUUGCUUUGGUGUCUAUUAGUAUUUGUGGGUUUGGUUUCUCAAAUGUGAGCCUUUGAAAGCUUAUAUUAUCAUAUUUGAUAGGAAACUGAGUUCCUUUAGUUUGGCGGUUGCUUGGAUCAAUAAAAAAUGUAUCUAGAUUGUUUGUUCUAGGUAUGAGAGAAUUCCCCUUUGUUGUAGUUAUAGGGUCUUGGACUGACUACAGUGAUAACAGCAAUGCAAUCUCCACCACUUAUGUUUAUUUACCCGAGUCUUGGAUCCAAUUGGAAGUGCUCAUACAUAAAGCCUGACUCUAUUCCCCUGUCUCUGCAGAGUGGGUUUACAUUUAGUGAAUAGAAAACUGCAUAAAAAUAAACACACGUUUUGCACACUGUCAUCUGCAUACAACAUGAUAUUGAGUAUGGAGCCCACGUUUCCCCCCCGAGUUUAUGUAUGUGCUCAUUGGCGUGAUCUCCAAUGUAAAUCAUGAUUACAUUGUCAGAUUGAACACCGAGCACACACACAUAUGGGUUAUUUAUGCAGGUUGUGUAUUAAUUAGUAUAGAGUCUCUCUAGUGUGUUUCAUUUGGGGCCUAGUGUUUGAAGUAGUUCCUUUACCAGCAGAGGAUGCUCAUGGCAUUACAGCGAUCUCUGAACAAGAAGAAGAAGAAGAAGAAGAGCCUCUUCGUCUUUCUUCCCGAGAAUUUCUCCCACCAGGGACGCUCUGCUAAUAAGUUCCCUGGGCCAAACCUAACCUGUUUUCAGCCUUGCUCCAUACACAGAGAGAGAACUGAACUGCAUUUGCUCUUUAAGACUUUUCCAUAGAGUUGAACAAAAUAUUCUGCUGCAUCGUUUUAGACUUUAAAAAUGAAGUAUUUGUUUCAUGAAAUAUAAAAGAGAGAAGGGAGCUGAAGAGUUUUUUUUUUUGGUGGUGUUUUUUCAUGACUUUCAGCUUCUGCUCUCACUUUCUGAAAAAGGAUUAAAUAAAUGGCUUUAGUGAGGGCUUGGCCAUGAUUGUUCAAAUACUUCUACAGAAAUGGAAAUGUGAGGCAAUUGUAACAGCUUUUAAUAUCAUUAUUCCACGGUGACCCUUCAUUUCACACAGUUUGCACCCUUUGGUGAAAGCAGGUGUUGAAAGUCAUGCAGACUUUUAUUUUUCUUUCUGUCUGAAGGAGGGACUUGUCUUUGACUUCUCUGAGGAGUGCUUCAGUGGUUUUUUCAUUUUUUUCCAGCUGUGUCAGGGUGUCUGACUGACUGUCCAGGAACAGUCAACCGAUCUGGCCUGAUGACAUGAAGGAGGGCCUUGAUAGACUUCUCUGAUUUCUUGUGGGGAAUCACAACCUGAGGAUACAAAGCUAACGGGCAUUUUUCACAACAUUUAGACCUUUAGAGCUUGAGAAACUCAUCAAGGAAUUAAUAAUAUUUGAAUCCACAAUGCUGCAACCGCGAUUUAACAAAGUGUCUCAGCCUCAUUCUCAGUCUUGACUUCUGGAGUCCCAGUGAACAUGGUUUAUCUCUCCACUCGCGUGCCGAAGCCUUUGGCCAUCUUGAGCUGUCUCUUUGUUCUCUUUUUCCUCCUCAGUUCGCCAGUGUGAGAGUGAUGCUUGUUGACACAUAUUUGGACAGGCCAGAGCCUCUUCUAUCAGUGGACGGUGUCCACAUGCUUGUGAAGUUAUCACAUCCAGCAGAUCAAAGACAGUUCGCACAUUAUUUAUGCAUCGCUGAAAGGUGAGGUAUUCAGUUGAAGUUGGGCAGCAAAGCAGAGCUGCCUUCCUAUUUGCGAGUAAUGACUUCCUCUUUAAUUGAGUGCUUCUGGUCCAAUUCAGACGCUGGCCUUAGUGUCCUCUUUGCUUUGUGCUGUGUGGAAAGAAAAGUCUCAAAAGACAAUGUGUUUUUAAUUCAAAAAUACUGCAAUGGAAUUUUUUUCACUAGGUGGCAUCAUUCUGUGUCAAGUAUUGCGUCAAGCAACAAAACCCUGAGGAUAUAUUUGUUAAGAAAAGUCACAUGAUCAGACAUAAUUACAAUGUACCAUCUCCAAAGAUAUCCAGGAAGGCUGACAUGUUUGUAUAAUGCAUUUUCUUAUCAAAACGUUACUGGAGCCCCAAGUGUGCAUCCAAGUCUUAGUUACUCUGAUAUCGUAGAGAUAACGAGUAAUUCCCUGUUGUUUUUCCUAGAUAUGGACUUAUUUUCCUGUUUACUUGUUCCUGUUUGCCUGUUCUCCUGACGAACAUGAAUAUUUGUGGUUUUCCCGUGAUACUGAGUUUAUUUCAGUUGAUUUGAUCUCGACUUAUUUUGGGAUAACAAAGCUGGCGUCCCAAUUAUAGCAGAUUGAUUUAUCUCGAAGAUCUAGAUUACGAAACUUGAUCCCUCAAGAUAACAGGAUCACUCAUAUGUUACCUGCUUUUGCUACUCUGGGCAACAAAUUAUGAUCGUCUGAUGUCACUGAGGUGUAUGUGGUGCAAGGGGGAAAUCAAAAAUAAGUAGAAAACAACCAGUUGACUUGUUAUGAGAUAACUAAGUUGAUGAAAUGGAACAGUGCAUGCACACUUCUGAUUACCAUGAACUUAAAAGGAUAUUCAGGCUUAAAAUUAAUGAAGGGUCAAACACAUCGUAACACCGAGUUAGACACCCCCUCGAGAGAUGAUUGUUGUCGACUGCUUGCAUCUCUAGUUAUACCAACCUUAGUAACGACCACAAGAUAGCAAUACAAAGGGGUCUAAGGAGCCAUAAACAAACCUCAACCAAAACGCCACUCUAUAGCCACUAAUAAUGCUCAGAACAGCACCUAACUUCAUCAACAGUACAUAUAGGGUCCCAGCCACAGCACUAGCCACCAAACAUCUUUUUAGCUUUGCCUGAUUUCUUUGGCAAAGAGACUAAACACAACUUACCCACUCCUUAGAUCGCUGUGUAUUGCUAUCGUGCGGUCGUAACAAAAUUUUGUGUAACUAGUAAAGCAAGCAGUUGGCAACAUUCAUCUCUCGAGGGAGUGUGUAACUUGGUGUUAUGGUGUGUUUGACCCUAAAUUAAUUUUUAUGCUGGAAUAUCCCUUUAAAAUACUGUUAGAGAAGUCAUUUCUUAAAGUUUUGUGAUUUUAAAAUACUCUGCGAGAUGAAAACAGCACACUCCAGGUUGUUCCAGGUUGUGUCUCCAAAAUUACGAAGAUACUCACAACAUUGUUUUAUAGAGGCAGCGCAGGGGUGAGCCUCAGGCUACUCUUUUGCUCCUCUUUACUCUAAGGCCUAAGGCAACAACCUUGGUCCACACUUUUCAACAGAAUUCAAAAUCCGAUUGGGGGUUAUGUAUCCUGGCUCUUCAUUUAUUGAGUACUUUUCCUUGUAGUUUGUAAGCUCGUCUGGUUAAGGCUCAUUCACUGCUUAAAUUAAGACUUAAAGUGUUCCUGCUUGCUGUUUUGUUGAUCUCAGCACUUUGAGCUGAUAAUGAACCUCCAUAAAAGAAUGUGUUUGGCUUCAGACAAAUGUUUCUGACGACCAGUGGAUGCAUUUUUAAGCAACUUGCACACUAAGGACUAUUUCCACCCAAAGGUCAUGGAGGAUAAGUGGGUAGAAAGAGGUACACCUCGUCACUUUUUGAAGGACUAAGUGUUCUGCACUGAAAUACACCGCUGGGAGACUCAAAUGACUCAAAAGGCCAUAUCAGCGAGCACUUGCGGUCAACGUUAUUUAUUUAUUAAUUUGAGGCCUGUCUACUGACACAUCUGAGUGGUCUAAUUGCUGCGAAUUGACACCGGUUACUGUCCAUAAUGGGAGCUUGGGAGUCUUUCCUAACCGCGGUUCAUUCAGCCGCCCCUCGCUGCAACUUAACUGCCCUUAAAAUGUCUGAUUGCAACACGGGAGCUGUGGGGCGAGACAGGAUUAUCAGUCUUUGUUGUGUGACUGUGUCUAUUAUCCUGACCUCUAUUCACAGUGGGCCCUUAGGAGUGUCGCUUCCAGCCACACAGCAAACUACCCCAUCCCCGACAAACAACAAGUGAACCAGAGAUCUCCCCCCCAUCCCAAAGCACUAGACACUUACAGCUCCAGCACUGCAUGGGCCAAGCGCUCCACUGCAGGUAAGCCUAUCAAAUCCCUAUUGAUUUCAUAAAGAUAAAUUGGAGGCACUCCCUCUCGACGUUAUUGCAGCAGACGCGAUUGAUUGUUUUUGUGUUGACUGCUGAUAUUGUCACUGAGGUGGGUGGACUACUGUUAGUUUAAGAAGUUCAUUAGUAGUGAGGAGCUGCUAGUGGAGUCUUUAAUAGGGGGAUAAAAUGCAUCCGCAGGGCUUGUGUGGCUCUUCGUGCAGCGUAUUGUGAGAGUGGACUGUAGCGGACCGGGAAGGCUUUGUGGCGGUGUGUGUGUGGGUUUUCUUUUUUUUUUUGGCUUCAGUGGUAGUGGUUUUUGAAAAGGGAUUUCUACCUUGGCCCACUAAUAGUUUUGUUGCAGAAAAGGCAAGUCUAUGUCAGUUAUUUAGUACCAUUUUUUUAUGUGUACUGGUUAUAUAUGUGUGUUUGAAAUCUGCUGAUUAAAAAAAUGUAUGUUGACUUGUAGGUAUCUUUUUAUAUUGCUCUAUUCUGCAAGUUUUUCCUAAACUGUCAUUGCACAAGUAUUUUAUGGAGUCUCCUUUCUGGUAAAACACACACACAUAAACAUACACACACAUAUAAUAUAUGCACAAUAUUUAUUUUUUUUCUCUGAUGAGAUGAGGCUCCCAUCCAGAAAAGGGUCUUACACUCUUCUCUCUAUGUUUCUGACAUACAUUAAAAACUAUAAUGAACAAUACCAGAGGACACAAAUAAGGAUCCUCAUUUUUUUGGCUCUUGGGGGUUUGUGGAUUGAGGUCUGGCACGAUACUGCACCCAGGCGCUGUAAGCUUUGUAAUCCAGUUCCAUAAAUACUCAGCCCCUUACAGCACAGCUGAUUAAUUCAUCACGUUUAUUUCCAUGGCGGAUGUCAUAUAGCCUAUUUAUAAACUCUGUAAUCAUAAAGAUGUCAAAGUGCCAAAAGUUUUGAGGGCUUCUGCUGCAUAUUUUCAGGAUUACAUUUGACCCAAAACCUACUUCAAUGAAGAAUGAAGAGAGACAAUGGAUUUUUUUCUUUCUCCUUUCUUCUGCUUUUACUACGACACAGGAGUGAAACGUCUUUGCCUUCAUCGCAGGUUGAAAAGAGUAGCGGGCAUCCAAGUUAAUAUCAUCAUUCAUUAAGCUUUUUUAUCAAAUCCAAAUCUGGCACUGCUUUGCUUUCCUUGCGCUGGCUCUUUCAGGAGAACAGUGCAGGGUAGCUUCCUCUCCAUCUGUCUUGAGAACUUUCUGCCACAGCAAGUGUGAAUUCAAUUUAUUUCUGCGUGCCCUGAUUCACCACAAAUUGCUUAAUGGUUUGAAACUCACUCCUGACAGCACCAUUAGAGACUUGUGCAGAGAUCAUUCCCAGUGAAAGCCAUUUCAAAUGUUUCGUAUGUAACUUCUUAAACAAAUGUGGCCAUCCUAUGUAUGUGCUCUGUAGGACAAAUGUAAAAAAAAAGGAAAUAAAGGCAAAUUUAAUCCAUGGUCUGGAAACUAAGAGGUAAAAAUGCACAGUUUGGGAUAAAAGCCAAAUAAAUAGACCAAAUAGGGGCAUCUGGAGGGCACUUUUCUACCUCCAUGAACGCGUGGUAUAAUUAGACACAGUUUUUCGACAAUUGUUGAGAACAAAUUGGCAGUGUUUGACAUCUGGUAGUUGUAGGAAAUAACGCUUUAAACUCACUUGGUGGAUUGUUAUUGCUGGAGUUAUCUCAAACUCGUCCCACUGUCAAACAGAGCUGCUCCACUGACUGUGGAGCCUCACUUAUCCUCCCUCAGCCCACUACAUCAGAUGGGGAUGAUUGCAGGCUAGAAAUCAAUGAAACCACAAACAUCCCUGAUAAUAUUCCCUCUUGGGGGUGCAGUUGCAGAUACUGUUGGGGCACUAUUUAUCCCUCCACCACAGUCUGUUCUGAAGACAAGACUUUGAGUUUCUGAGAUGUGUUAAAUGGAUUGAUCCAUAAAUUGGCAUUGUAACAAAAAACUUUAAAAACACAGAUACGCUUUAAAUGAACUGGAAGCACUUUCUGUUACACAAUCAAUCUAUCAAUCCCAGUCUUGUUGUUGUAAUCACUGUGAAAUAGCUGGUCGACGAUGUUUCUACUUUUUAUCUUUUGCUAUUGAGAGGAAACAUCCAGUAACACUUGUACAUGAUGGCACUGUUGUUCUCGGAUUUGUGAGAUCAUGCCCCUCGGAGAAACAUCCACAGAUCUCUAAGUGGACCGAUUUGACAAUAUAAAAGUCUCUCAAGCCCUCCAAUCAAUCAUUGCCUUUCACCACAUUAUUCCCCAAACAAUAAAAAGACAAUAUGAGAUUAAUAUAUAGUCUGUUGUUAUCCUUGUGGGGCGGGCAGCGUCCCCUUGUCUAAAGUCAGCGAGCAGUAAGAAGGAUUUGGUUGACGGAGCAGAGCGGGCCAAGAGAUUUCUCUGCAUUUGAGGUCACUGGUGGAUAGCAAAGUUAUCUAAAGCCCCAGUUUGUGUCAAACACCCCCCCAUUUCCCCCCAUACACACUCCCGUAUCCCAGAGUGGGUGUCAGAGAUUAGUGGUGCAUCCAUUCUCCGUGACCUCUAGGAGCUAAAGAGAUACUGCAUUGCCAUCUUGUGACGUGUCUAACAAUGCAGGGCCAAGACUGCCAUUUCAAUGCCACGCUACGCCACAGGAUGGCCCUUUUGUUGAAUGCUUGCAUACGAUUUCAGUCAAUAUGCGCCAUGAUGGGCAUUUUACCCCAUCCCUAACUAGCUCUUAGGUUCUGAGAGGAUAUGUGCUGUUGUGGGAUCACAUGGAGCAGAGUUGGCUGCAAUUACUUGCAAGUAUUUGCUGCAGUCGAACCACAGGAGUCUAUUUCCGAGGAGUAAGAAAAUGCUUGCCAGAAAUUCAUGAGUCCUUUUAUAACUUUUUAUAUAGCAAAAUUAUUGGUUUAUAAACGAAGAAAAAUUAUAUUUUUUUCCCCCAUGAUGGCAAUGAUACAAGCUUUAUAGAUAUGUACAGUUUUUGUUUUUUGUUUUUUGUUAAUGGGGGAUGAAACAAAAAUAUUUAAAAUGUACUGUCUGAAAAUAAAUCCCCUCACUAUACGUCCAGUCUGAUCUGUGAAAAUACAAUCAGUGCAUUCAUGUAACAGGCUGAGUUAGUUAAAGAGGUUCAGUGUUAAUCUUAUUUUUAACUUAUCUGCUACAGUGCGCUGUAGGGUUGUGAAUCACUAGUGGCCCCAUGAUACUAUAUAUUACGAUACUUGGGCCACGAUACGAUAUUAUUGUGAUUUUUAACAUUUUGCAAUACCAUGAGUAUUGGGAUACAAUAUAUUGCAAUAUAUAAAAUUUUCGACUGUUUAGCUAACUAAGCAUUUGUCUUUCUUUUAUAUUUGUCUUAUUUACGCUGUAUUUUAUUUUCAUGUAGCACAUCUUGCAAACCCUAUAUAUUUUUGUUGCACUAAUCUGCUCUGACGUCACCUCUGCUAACCUCAAUGAACAAACAGUUGAUUUUAUUUUUUUCAUUGUCAUAGAUUUGACUAUAUUAGCAAUUAAUUUGAAAAAUCCAUACUUGGUAAAUGAGACGAUACGAUCUAUCACCAGACAAAAUAUCACAGUACUAUGCUGUAUCGUUUUUUUCUCCCACCCCUAAUAAGUAAAUUACUAUAUAUGACUAAACAGGGAUAAUUUCAUUAAAUAUUAGAUCUUAAGCAAAACUGUUUGUGUCUUUAUGUUUUCAGUAUCCAUGCAGAGUCAUAACUGGCAACACAGAAUCACCACUUUCGUAAACUUCAUCUCUCAAGUCCAUAUUUAUACAAUUUAUUUUGGCAUAAGAUACAAAUUGUAUUGAUUUUUUUCUCCCACCCCUAGUGUGCUGCAGGAAAAAAAUAAAAAACUGUCUCCAUGCAUUUCUUUUUUUUGACUUUUAUUGAUGAUUUUUUGAUAACCCAAAUGUAUGUCAGUAAAGAAGCUGCAGCCAGCUACUGUAUGACAUGACCCACUUGCCAAUAAAUGAUUUUGACAUAUAUGAAAAGAUCGACUCCAACCCAAAUAUCAGUUUUUGUCACACAAAGCACAGCUGUGUAAAAACAUGUAUUCACUUGGAUCUUGCUCCUCUGUAGUACAGUAUCUGAUUUGAUAAAAGCCCACAGUCUGAUAAUUAAUUGACGGUCCUCCAUGCGCGAUUAGUCAACCGUUAUUAGACAGCCAGACCUGAGAUUCAAGCAGCUCCCUCGUUUUGACUGACAGACCAGUAGUGGAAAAGAGUCGACUUAUAGAAGUCGUGUCAAAAUGUCAAAUGGACCAUCUUGGAGAACAUCAACAAAACGUCUGUAUUGGACCUCUCUGCGGCCUUAGUAUUCCCAGGCCAAAACCACAGAGCUCAAUACUACCAGAAAACGGGUAUGAAAACCUCAGUUAGAAAAUCUGACAUACCCAUUUCUGAGGCUGUCAGGCCUUCUGCUGGUUUCUGGUGUUGUGUGGUGUGUAAAUCAUUCCCUUGAGGAAGCUGAGUUGCUCAAAAUACUAUAGAUUCAACCCAUCAUGCUAUACAGGAAGGCAUAUUUUACAAUAUGUUAUGAGGAGACUGGCUGAGAUAUAUCAGAGUGGGUAUUGGCAUAGCUGAACUCUUAUAUUAAACAGUGUAUACUUGGUAAUAACAAUAAAGAGAUAACCUUGAAAAGUGAGGACAAUUUCACCUGUUUUCUGCAAAUAAAGGAUUGAGAGAAUGACUGUUAGAGCAAAUAUAUCCACAUACUUGGACAAUCUACUCUUUCAUCUGUCAUAUUUAGUCGAACAACAUGGAUACUACUAUGUUUUAUUAAUGCCUUGGCCUGAACGUAUACAGUGUUUUUCAGUGAGUGGAACUAACAAAGGCUUCUCAGCAGAGACAUGCUGAAGGUGAGAGGCUUCAAUAAAAUAAAAUAAAUCUCUUCACUACAUCUUUGGGAGCCUCCACAGUCUAAACAUCCGUCUUUAACCAUUAAUACUUGUAUUUUCUCUCUAUCUCUGAGUAACCUGUCAUUCUCUUUAUGUCAGUCUAGAUAUAAAAUAUAAAAUGUUCAAUUGAUUUAAAAAAAAAAAAAGGAAAAUGAGUGAUAGGUCUUUCUUUAUAAAGCAAUUAAUUGUAGUAAGAUGUAGUAAGAGCGGUGUCUUUUUUUAGGGCGAGAUGCAGCAUUUUUGCAAAGUAAUUAUAUCAUUAUGUUCUCAAUGGUAAUUCUCAACUUAUGAGUUUGACUGAGAAAUCAUUCACAUAAAGAGGUAGACCUCUGGUUAUAGAGAGUUUUUUUUUUUUUUCUAAACAAGACAUUAAGUCCUGACAUUGUGUCCUGUACACACAGAGUCCCCUCACUGCUUCUGGCUGCUGCGUGGAAAGAAUAAAAAGAGUCAUUCUCUGGGAAGAGAAGUAAAUUUGGUCCAUGAUGCUGCUGGACCAUACUGAGUGUUUGAAUUCACUCGGUUAAUAGCGUGCGACAUGUCCCUUCAGGUCAUCAAUUGUUAUAAAUUAAUGAUUUUAAAAGCAGUGAUGACACCUGAGGUUAUGAAUGAUUUAAUAAGCCAGAACAGGGUUAGAGGGAUAGUGUCCACUCUGUGCCAGUUUUUCCUUGCAUGGUGGUGUGCUGCUAAGUUUUUAUUUAGUCAUUUGUAGUUUUCAGUGAGCGGAUUUUUAAACACAUAAAACCAUCAAAAGACACGAGAGCAUAUUUUUACCUAAAAUUGACCUCAUAGGGUUCACAACGCAGAAAAAUAUAUAUCAGUUUAGGUAAAUCAUUUUGUCCUUGUACUUAAUUUCACUCAUGACAAACAAAAGUUAUCUUUACAUUUAAGAUGAAGUUUUUAUUUGAUUCAUCUUAAUACAUUUCUUGAGGUAAGUUAAUUCCACUCCUUGAGUGCUGCUACAUCACUUUGUUGUCUGAAUAUUUCUAUUUCUAGAGGACGCGGUUGAAAGAGUAGCUUUGACUGUGAGCUUUACCUACUGUAGGUAAUCAGGGUGAAGUAAAAUUGGGCUGGCUCUUUAUUAUGUGAAUGCUUUUGACUGCCAGAAAGCCACAAAGAGGUGCGUGAUAGGUCAUGUUUAUUGUGGAGGUGUCAGCAAGUCCCCACAACCACACUGGGCUGGUAUAAUAACCAUAUAAUUCAAGUAGUCAGUCCCUUUCUACGUCGCAACACAGAGAAGAAACUGUCCAUCAUGAGCUGCAGAUUUCCUUUUUAAUGUGUCUUUUCAAGUGAUGCUGGCCACUUGGGCCUUUGCAUUCCAGUUUCAUGCAUGGCGCUUUCAUUACAUUACAAUUUUGAGAGCACUUUGAGGGCUGUUUAAGCAGUGUUUAAAAGGAAACUAGUGGAAUUACUCUUAACCGAGUGGAACAGAGGGUCAGGACCUGAGUCGUAUACCACCAAUGAUAUGGCCGUGCCUCAGUACAGGCUCUAACAAUAUGCCUAGCAGUCAGUAGUUAAUGAUGAGUAUUGGAUGGAAUGACAUUAUCUGCUUAGUGCUCACUGCCACAUAAUGUGCUACCUGGGCCAGAGGCACAAUCUGUGCUCAUACCUAGAUAGGACCCCAGCUGUGUGCUCCAGAGAGAUAGCAAACCACAAAAGUAGCCAUGACCGAAAUGCUGAUAAUAGAAUCAGUGACAUUUGAUGUGUUAGUUUAAUCCCCCCACUCUGAGACUCCAUCGCUUUAUUUAUCAAUCCAUUCUGUGGAUUUGCUCCACCUCGGCUGGGAGGAGUCUGGGUUUGGGGCUGGAGGUGGUGCCUUCCACUUGAUUGAUGUGUUAUUCAUACAAAACAUGUCUUUGUAAAUUUUUUAUACAUUAUCUGUCCUCAAUGGAAGACAUGCAAAUGUACCCUUAAGUCUGGGGAACUAAAUGCAUGAAGUAUAUUUAUCUCACAGAGAAUUUCUGACAUUUUUUAAAUUUUCAGGUCCCAUAAUCUCUCAGACAUGUGGUUACUUCCUCUGAUGUAUCUUGAGCAGAAAAGAAAAACUUCAAGAUCCAGAAUCAAUGUGAAGUUUGUGAACAGUUACAGUGAAUCUGACCCCAAUUUAUAUUUCUCUCUUUGUGCAGUUGCAAGAAGACGAUGUAGUGCGGUAGAGGCAAAAGAAAAUAAUAUAGCUGUUUUGUUGACAGGUUCCUUAUAUAUAGAACUGUAAGAUGGUUUUGGAAUAUAUGUUAUUGGCUGUAAAUAUAUACAGUAUUUACCGUUGAAUUUAAUUAUCUUUUGAUAUGAAGAAGUCACCCUAAAAAUACUCUGCAGGUUUACACUAUAAGUAACAUUAAAUGACAGACACCGUAUUUAUUCAUUUUUUCAUCAAAAUAUGGUAAAACAUGUUGAAGCUUUAUUCUUUUCUUUUUUAUUCAGUUUGCUACAAUUCUUCAUAACUCUGGGAAAUCUGACCCUCUGCAAACCAAAGCAGUCUUUGUGUUGUGCUUGUUUGUAAGAAUAACAAAGAAAUGCAAACUAAAGUUGAACCAGUUGAAACUGUGACAUGUUACAUGUCCCCGUCCAACCGCGACCCUGCAUACCAUGCUGGCUGCUCCAUAUGAAACUCUAAAUGGACAACUAAAGGGAGCGGUACAGCUCACUAUUGGUCGAGUAUCAUACUUUGACUUCUCAUUUAACUGUAUUUUUUAAUUAUGAUUUUUAUCUGUUCUUACACUUAAAGUUCAGAGUCCUCUGCAUUAUUGUUUUCUGUUAAAUAUUGCAGUUUGAGUUUUUGCAAUUUUAGUUGUUUACUUUGAAAAACCUUGUUUAAAUUUUCUCUUUUCUUAAAUACAGGUUUUUUUUUUAUCAGAAUAUCUUUUAUAUGACCCAAUCAGUGCUUUUCAUUCUGAAUAUGAUGAUGAACUUUUUUAAGAAAUAGAAAUAAUCACCAUAGACAUGAUUAUUAUAGACAUGGUGUUAUUUAAGUUAUAAUUUGAACUCAUAUCAAGGAACUUGUUGGGCUGUUUCCAGAGGAUGUUAAAAGUUGUUAGAUAAUAAAAUAGAUUCUGAAUUCAAGUGUUUUCAGCUAGUUAAGUAGCUGCUGAUGAAAGUCCUGAUAGUAGUGCGCCCUCUCACAACCUUCUCAUCUCUGAUUCAGAGUAGCUCAUGCGCAGUACCAUGCAGUCAGGGAGGUAUUAUUGAAGCACAGGAGCUUUACUUCUAACAUCAGGAAAACAUUAAAAAACUUCUUGGAUCAACAGCUAGCAUACAGUUUGAGAUUCUUUUCAAUGCAUAAAAAAAAGAUCAACAAUAAGCGUUGUUUUAUCACUGCUGCCCUACAACUAAAUCUUUCACUAAUGAGCAGAGCAGCAGAAACAGAGAAAAGGGAUAGGCUGAAUAUGAAAAAUCAAUGAACUAGCUGUAUGACAGAGGCUAGAUAUCAUAGGCUGCUACUGUACGUACAGUGUGAGCUUGUUUUAGCUGCCUGAGAUUACUCUGCUUCUGUGCUAUUACUCGGCUUUCUUCAUUGAAUUGACUUCAGAGCAGGCUGUUUUCAGAUGCCUCUCCAAGUUCUACCACAUGCCAUGAUUAAUUCAGCCGUAAUGUAUGUUAAUGUAUGUUAAUCUGUGUCACUGAUAUGCUAAUGAACACCUUACUCCCACAAUCCAACUUGUCCAUGCUGGCAACGCACACUCAUUGAAGGAAUAGCCAUUUUGAAAUUCAGAGGACGGAUCGUCAGUACACAUUGUGAUUUUACUGUACAGGGCGGUGCUGCUUUGUGAGUUGUUUUCUCCUGGCAAACAUGCAGUUUAUAAUGUAGUCCAGUAUUUCUGGAGAAUUAUUGAAGUACAUUACAACAAGCUUAUAGGAGCAGGAUUAAAUUUAUGUUAUACAAGUGCUGAUAGGGCUUUCUCUCUUGUUUUGAAUGUAAAACUCUAACAGAAUUAGGAAAUCAGCCUUUUCUGCAUUCACUAUUAUGUCGUUUUCAAUGUCUUUUAAGAAACAAAGAUUUGUUUUGGACUUGGUAUGUCAUAAAACAAUAACAAAAAGAAAAAAAUACACAUUGAAAACAUGAAGAAAGUACAUCUACAUAGGUGUUUUCAAGGCUGAAAAGUGUUUUUUAUGAGUGUUACAUUCCUCCCAAUAUGAUCUCUAUAUUAACAGUAGAUGGCACCAAGUCAUCAUGAUGUAAAGGCUGAGAUUGAACUCAAAUAUUAUUUUGGCUCCACACUCACUGUGAGAAAUUGGGUUACUGGAGGAAAAGGAAACGUACCUAAAUCCACGGAAUAAAGCAUAUUUUGGGUAUUUUUGUGUAUUACACAUCUUCAAAGAGAGCUGAAGACAUGAUACCCUGGUGAAGUGUAGAUCAUUUUGAAUACAACCAACCUCCCCACCCAAAAAAAAAAAAAACAAGAAAAAAACUGAGUGUAAUCACAUCAGUCUGAUUCAGUUUGGGAGCUAACGGUGCUGAUAUUAUUAUCACACAGGUGAUGCUAAUGAAAGCUGAAAGCUCAUUGCGUGUGUUGUUCCUUUUGUUGAGUGUGCGCUGCUCACUCGAAUGGCUGCAGAGGUGUUUACAACAACAUCAGAAUACAAUUCCUGUACAACAUGUUGCAGCAUCAACCAGUAGAAAUGUCAGGGACAGAGUGGAGGUUUGUGUUUGCUGGAGAUAGCUCUCUUUGAACCUUGACCUCCAGUCUUCUUGGCUGCUAUUACUUGCUGUACUUUAAGAGGCCUGAAUGCCUUGCUGACAUCUGGUUGACAUUUUUCAGCCGUGAUGCAUGUUGUAAGAGGGGAAAAAAGGACACUAAGAAAACCCCUUCAACACCUCCGCACAGCACCUAUUUGUUGUCCUUUUACCUUCAAGUUCACGGUCAUGUUACCUUGUCUGGACGUGGAUGCUGCCAUCCAUGUAUAAACUACUCUGGAAUUAGUCAUUUUCAGGCCAACACUCCAGUGAAUAUUUCAUGAUUCCAUUCCACUCUGUUUGUCUUGCUUUGUGACAAUCAAGCCGUCUGAAAACAUUCAUCAAUUAUUCACUUUUGCUCAACAGGCUCAUCAAAAUUUACCAGAAUGGUCAAAUGAAGAGACACCUGGUAAUACAGGGGAAAGGCUGUCGAACAUUUUUGUUUUCAUAAUUAAGUUUUUCAGCAAGACGUGGAAACACGGGAAUUAAUGAGGACAAGAUACAAGAUGUUUGAUGAUAUUGUUGGAUCAGGGGCACAAUAAGAGAGCAGGAAAUUACAGGAGGGAGGAGAGCAUUCAAGGUGAGGAUUGGACUCAUAUUAGUUUACUCUGGUGUAAUCCGCACGUAACACAGCCAUCAUUUUCUUUGUAUUUUUUUUACAUCUUACAUUCAAGAUUUUAAAAUUGUAAUGUGAAAGUAAAGAUAUUAUUUAUUUUAAAUUAACUAUAGAAGUGAAGUUUAUCUUUGACUUAUGUUGUAAUGAUUUCUUUGAGGGAAACAGUCAGUACAUCCGUAUAAGUAAUAGGGGUGGGAAUCACAAGUGGCCCGAUGAUACGAUAUUGUCAUGAUACUUGGGCCACGAUACGAUAUUAUCACGAUACUUGGGCCACGAUACUAGAGACGCACCAAUACUUUUUUUUCGGAUCCGAUCCAAUACCGAUACCUGGGCUGAGCCUAUCGGUCGAUAUUCGAUGCGGAUCCAAUGCUAAUGUUGAAUGAAUGAACUGUAUACCUUGCCCUGUGAGUGAAGGCAUCAGGCAUGACAUUAGCCUUGUUAAAAAAAGGAAACAAAUUAACACAGAUAUAAAUUUGCGAAAUGUUAUUUAUUAACAAAUAACAAAUUGCACAUUAGCACACAGCAAAAAGAAGUAAGACUUCCAUGUAUUAAUAGAAAAAUUUAGUCAUUCAUUUGAUACCUGAUCCAGUUUAUUUUUCAAUAUCGAAGCCGAUAUCCGAUCCAAAUAUCGGAUUGGUGCAUCCCUACAUGAUACGAUAUAAUUGAGAUUUUUAACAUUUUCCAAUACAGUGAGUAUUGCAAUACAAUAUAUUUCGAUUUAGAUAUUUCUUUCAACUGUUUAGCUAAUUUAGCAUUUGGCUUUCCUUUAUUUUUGUCUUAUCUACACUCCAUUUUAUUUGCGUGUAGCACAUCUUGCAAACCUUUUAUAAAUUUGUCGUACUAACUCUCUGCUGAUCUGUGAUGUCACCUCUGCCAACCUCACUGGACAAACAGUUGAUUUUGUUUUUCCAUUGUUAUAGAUUUAACUUUAAAUAAGCAUUUAAUUUGAAAAAUCGAUACUUGGUGAUGAGACGAUACGAUAUUUCACCAGAUGAAAUAUCGCGAUACAGUGCUGUAUCAAUUCUUUUCCCAUCCCUAAUAAGUAAAUGACUAUAUAUGACUAAACAAGGAUAAUUUCAUUAAAUAUUAGAACUGAAGCAAAACUAUUUGUGUCUAUAUGUUUUCAGUAUCCACGCAGAGUCAUAAUUGGCAACACAGAAUCACCACUUUCGUAAACUUUAUCUCCCAAGUCCAUAUUUAUACAAUUUAUUUUGGCAUAAGAUACAAAUUUUCUUUACUUUUCAUAUCUCCUAAUCAACUUUUUUCACUCAUCCAAUUAUUAAUGAUCAGGAUGUCCAUUCGUUAAGUCAGCGUUGUGAAAGAUAAUGACAUGUUGAAAAUAAAUGAGCCCACUCAUAAUCAUGCCUAAUCUGCCAUUGCAGCCCUUCUCGAGACAGACAUUAAUCAGGUUUGAAUCCAGAGGGAUACUUUAUUUGCGAUGCCUCGGGGAUACAGUGAGUGCAGACACUUAAGCCAGAUUCGAGCUGCUCUGACUUUAAUACAAUGACCACUAAUUGCUAAUUAUGAGAGCCUCUGAUGGGCAGAAGAAGAGUGUGUUCAACCUAUUAUUGUUUAUUCCUCAUUAUGUUGAGCUCUGUGCUAAUGAUUCCAUUUUAUUCACAGUACAUACACUGAACAGUUUACCUACUGUCAUGAGCAGCACAUGCACUGUGCCGGAUAUAGUGACUGCACAUGGGUCAAGACUGCAGGAAAACAAAGCUUUAAAAACGGUGCUGUUUCAUAGUCUUAAUUGAAUUUAAACGAUUGUUUGCUUAGAGGGCCAUAAAGUCCCUCGACGAAAUGUCUCUAGAAUGGAGCCAUAACAUCCAGCGAAGUCUUUAAAACAGUCAAGGAGACAUAACAACAAAUCUCUGAGCAGCUCAACUGUAAAAACUAAUUGUUAUUGUUUGUGGAAAACUCCUCUCCAAAGCCAUUCAGCGUUGAAUCAAGACAAGAUCUAAGCAAAUAUACAUAAUGUGGUUUUAUAGCUAAGUUGUGUUCCUGCAAUUCCCAAAUGGUCACCCUCAGGAUACAAACUGAAGAUUGCACCGCAGCAGGGCUGCUAAUGACUUUAAUAGUUUCUGGCGUUGUGAAAGUACUGCUCAGCAACCAGCACUGAUCAUACAAUCUAAGUUUGAGGACAUGCAGUGCAGACAAUCAUUGUAUAUUGAGGCCUUAAUACACAGAUUCUACAGUAGGUCUCUGCCACAUGUUGUUCCCAGGGCGCUGUGGGGCUGAUAAUACAGCAGAUCACCCUCGCAGGGCCACUUUUUAGACUUUCUAGUGCAACAUCAUCAUUAAUGACUUCUAAACCUGUCAUCAGUUUCAAGCAGAGCAUUUGUAAUCUGCCUUUUACAUAUUACAAGCUCAUGUAAAAGUCAUUAAUUCUCAUAGAAAGAAACUAUCAUGCUUCAAUGAUGUGGAGAAAGUUUUAGGUCCUCCUUGAUUUCAGCGUUGAAUUUUUACUUACUCUUUUACCCGCUUAAAGGAGGUUUUUUAAAGGAAAUAAGGGAGACGUGAAGACACAUGAGCAAAGGUAGGCACAUGAAGACAAUCCCUCGGAAUCGAACUAAGCUAAUAAAACAAUAUGUCAUAAAAGUAAUAAUCCUACUACCUUGAACCCCUGAUUAUGAGCCUCAGAUUUCCUUUGUCACAACAUGGUGCAGUUACAUAAGAGCAUUUGCAGUUUUGAUGUUCAGAGCAAGUGAUUUCUUUGCAGGCAUAUGAGCUCCAGCUCAUUUAUUAAAGUAGGGCACCCCUGCGCAGCCUGUCGAUCCGCUCUGCAGUGUUAUUGUACAGUACGAGAAGCGUGACGUGACAGGAAUAGCAAUUUGUUUCGAGGAGGCAUUUGGCUCUUCCUGUGAUUGACAGUAACUUCUGAUUGGGUGUAUCGCUUCGUGCUUCUGUAUGCUGUUUGUACUGAAGGGCAUCUGCUGGGUUUUUAUGGGGAAUGCUCUCAGGUCAUUGUUGUCACGUUAAUACAAGAGACACUCACUAAUGAGAACUCAGGCAAGGUGAACAGCAGCGUAUCAACUUGUGAUCUGCUAUACAAGAUACAGUGUGUUGGUUUAAUCUGAAGUGUCCUCCACACCGUAGAUAGAUAUAUUCACGAUGAAAGGUGAAGAGAAGUGUUCAUGAAGGUCUCCUCUCUGAUGAGGAUUUUGUGUCUGUAGUUUUUAUAAGAUUUCAUCGACAGUGGGCAGGGAAUUUAAGGAAACAACCCAACAACUGACAUCAGCCUCUGUUUUACAUUGGGCUCAAUCCUGAUUGGUGUUCUGAAUAUGUGACACCACUUCUGUAUAGCCCCGCCCACCCCAAUUUGAUCCAAAAAACACAGAGGCUAGAAAAAAGGGUAUAAACUAGGAUCUCGUUCAAGAAGGAAUCAAAACUGGUGCAGCUUUUACAAAUAAUAUAUAUAUAUAUAUAUAUAUAUAUAUAUAUAUAUAUACAUUUUUUUUUUUUGUAAACAGUCUCGCUUACAGAAGGGGGAGAUUAAAAAAAAAAAAAAGGUUUUCAGGCCAUGAAAAAGUUGUUAAAUGCAGGUUCAAGAAUGAAGGUGCUUGUUUGUGCAUUUGAAUCUCCACUCGAUCAUUUCAGUCUUGUGGCUUUAAAACCUCUGCACUCCUCUCAUUCUGCUCAAAGCAGGAUCAAAUGAUAAGGUUAGCUCUGCAUUUGAAAAAGUGAAUUUCUUGUGCGCUUCUUUUUGUAUGACCACUUGUCCGAAAAGACUAAAUCCACAGCACGUGUAAAGCCCAGGGACUGUCUCAAUAGAUAAAGUUUCACCUGACCUAUAUGUUGCAUUCAACUGGCCAGGGAGCGAGGCUAAUCUAAGUACGCAGAGUUGAUAUUUGUUUCACCCCUGGCUGUUGUGUGGAUCCUAAAUUAUACAUCUUUAGCUGCACUUGCUCUUUGUUGUCAAGGCAAUAUCGCCCCGUCAGUGGUCACACAGGGUCAGAACCCCUUUUUCUUCUUUUACACUGCAGUCUGUACAUAUUAAUAGGUUUCCAAAACCUGUUCUGUGACUUCAUUUGUCAUUUUUCUGCUUUUUGUAAUAUGUUUUCUUGCAAAAGUAUUUCCGAUGUCAGAUUUCAAGAUGAUGACAGGGUGCUCUUAGACCACACUUCUGUGUUUCAAUAGUUGGGAGAAACGGUUUUACUACUUUAGUGCUCUAUUAUUACUUUUUCAUGAAGUAAAAUAAUUUAUUCAAGUUUCUUAAUUUGUCAGAAGCCUGACUGAAAGUUGCAGGGGUUUAUUUCAUAUGGCAUUUACAGCACAGAGAGAUACAGUAUCUCAUAUCAUCCGUCCAUCCAUCAUUCAUUUUUUAUAGGGUUGCUUCAGGGUGAGGAAUAAAAAAGAAACGAACUCAACGGCACUUUGGUUUUCUUCAUUUGGUGUCAUCAAAAGGAGUCAUUUUUGUAUCAAGUUUGCAGCGGCUAUAAUUUGAUUGAAUCCCUGCCACCAGCUCAACCAUUACGCUCCAAAAACACCUCUGUUCUCCUGUACUCUUUCAUUUUUGACAUUCCAAUUAUCUUUGCAUCAAUCAUUAAAACCUAUUAACAUUUCAUGUGUUUUUUUAUGGAUUAUCUUAUAUUGCACUUCUAGUCUUAAUGCUAAAGAUUUUUUUUCCGCCUGAAUGAAAAUUUAACUGCUCAUUAUAUUUGACUCUGCGUGUCACUUUAUCAUGCAACAUCCAAAUGGACUCCCCCUAUCAUCCCUUUUGAUUGAGGUUAUAGCAGGAUGUGGUGUUUUAUUACGUGCAGGUUUAAUUAAAAUUUAAUUACACUUUGUGCUUUUUAUCAACUUUUAAAGACAAAAAGUUACUUUAAGAGUUAGUUGUGAUUGAUGAGUGGUACUCUUUUUUGUUUUAAGGUUAUUUUCAAAACACAGAGGUCAUCAGUUGUGUCUUUUUAUGGGCUGAUUUAACAUCCAUGCAGGAGUAUUGUGGAAGGUUUUGGCAAACAGUAUCCUGGAGUGUUUAGAUUAAAAUCAAAAACGUGUCCUUUUCAGCACCUAUUUUUAUAAUUAGUGACUUGAAAAAGCACAAAUGAUAAGGGCAAAAUUCUAUGCAGGAACAAACUUUUUGAAUUUACUUUAAAAUUUUAAGUUCAAACUUUAGUAAAUUUAUUAGUUUGUUACCAAGUCCAAAAUGUGUCAGAAAAUUCAAUAAAAAGUUCUGAGAAGUAGUUCACUGUUUUCUCAUAUACCAAUCAGCGUUUUCCCAGUCUCAUUUCACAACAGUAUUAAGCAUUUAAAAUCAGGGUAUCUUCACAUUUUAGAGGCUGUUUUGAAAUUGUGUGUUUGAAGACAAAAAAAUAGAAUAAAUAAAGAUGUUUGUUAUUCGCCCCCAAAUUGAUAAAUUCAGUGAACACUGUAGCGCCAGAGUAAAUAUGUCAAACCUGUGUAUAACCAAGUCUAAGCAUCGGUGACACCAUAUGUGAAAUAUCCUCCACCACGCCAGUCUGUAAUACUUGCAGAUUGACUGGCUUCAUUUGCACCCCAGGGUUUAUCAGGCACAUUUUCAGUCCUCAUUCCCCUCAAAAGCUGUCACUCUUUGGGUGACUUUGGAAAGAAACCCCACGGUAAGAUUAAUUACAGCCAGGAAGCGGAUCAGUGCUGACUAACUAGCUCACAGUGGCUUUUAACGGCCUCAGACCUCCGUAACAACAGGAACCUGUAACUCAAUACCCAAUCCAUUAAGUGCAGAACUUAAGAUGGACAACACUUCCACUAACUCCACUGAAUGAACCUGAUAGGAUUAUAUUUGUCAGCAUAGGAUCAGUGUCAGACUCAGACCUGGGUCUAAAAGUCAGGAUAGAGGUACAUGAGACAGCGGUUUAUGUUUGCUGCUCUACCAGGGAAAGAAAAGUUACAGUCAGAAAUAUUUGAGCUGAAGUGCAAAAUAUUGAAAUGAAGAGGAGGUUUUGCAUGUCGUGUGUAGUGUUAUCGCAGCUUCUUUGAGUUAAAUGUGGCUAAAUUUGCUCGAACACCAUGUUGACCUUAAGACGUUUCAUUUUGAAAGAGGGAUCUACUUAGAUUCAGGGUCUAGCAUUUGAAGUGCCAGUAUUUAUUCAUAAGUUACCAGCUCCACAUUACUGUUCAAGGAGUGUUCCCCUCAUGACUCAGACCAACUGUGACUCACAACUACAGUGCCAGAGGGAUGAAAAUUGAGAGACUCUGUGAUUGUCUGCACAUAAAGUGGUGCAGAAGUAGACCAAGUUAUUAAACGAUUAAAGCAGAGUCGUGCAUUAACAUCCAGAGAAAAUCUUGUCAUGGUCCUGCGAGUGGCUGCUUCCAAGAGAUUGAGAGAUUGGCAGGACUGUAUGAGUUGUACUGUUUGAAUUUAACUAACAUUGCCUAAUAAUUCACUGAAGGUUAUUUCUGUUCUGAUGGUAUUAACGUAAAUACCGAUACCACAAAUAUGUGAUUCAUGCUUGACUACAUUUCAGUUUAGAUCUCAAGGAUAUUAAAAAUACAUAUUAUUUAGAAGCUUUUAAAAACAAUGCACCUUGUCUUAAUGUUUUCUGUUAUUAUUAUUUUUGGAUAGAAUCUUAUUUUCUUCAUGAAAAUAAGAAGUUGUCUUUGAAAAAUAAAAAAUGAAUUUUAAAAUGAGGAAUUGUUUUGAUCAGGAUCAUCUCAUAUUCAGUCCAGUAUGGCAUUAGAAGAACUCAGACAAGUUCGGCCAAAGUAUCGCCCUGAAAUUUCAAUGAAAUUUUUAUAUUCCACUAUUUUUAAGGACUAAAAUGUUCUUUUUGGCCAAUUUCAAGAGUUACAAUGUUAGUUUUUCUCAUACAAAACACAAUACAACCUUUUUUAUCAAACAAGCCUUUAAUAAGGGAUUUUUUUUUGCUGCACUGGUUUGAAGUAGUGAGCAGAGUGCGAAAAAUGACGGGACCAGAUCUCUGUAGUUGCCUAUUUUCUUCACUGCAGCUAAAACAAAACUACAUUUUUUCCCUCUAGAAACAUCCUUUCAGGUCCAUGACGGUAUCGAAACACUUUUAUUCUCUCCUAAUUAUAAAACUGACACACAAUAACUGAAUCACUUCCUGUUUGCGUGCAUUAAAUUACUUUAGCUGACACCUGGUUGCAGCAGUAACAGACGCUAAAAGUAACUAUAUAGAAAAUCAUUUUUCCCUCUGGUUGUCAGGUUUGCUUUUGUAGGUCAUAUGGAAUCAUCAGUAUCACUUUCAGUUUCUUUUUUAACCUAAAAACCUGCUGGAGCUUUAGCUAAAUAUAAAAUCAUGAUACUUUUGCAGCUACUGUAAGAUGUGAGAGCAGAGGUAGAAAGGGAAAAGCAGCACCAUCUGGAGAUGAUACAUCCGUACGCUUUGAUAUAGGCUGACAAGAGUUUUUUUAUGUCAGUACUUGCAGGUGUGGGUACAUUUUUUUUCCUCUCUUGCUCACUCAUGUUAUUAGUCUUUCUUUGGAUCACUUACCACCUUUAAUUUUCUCUCAUGCAUACUUUUCCCCUCACACACGUACCUGCACUCUUCCACUUCUGUAACCAACAGCCUGAGUUAAAGAAAGGCUACAGAGGCCUUUAACUAAAAAAAGGAGCAAGUUACAAACUGUUGCACUCAGAUACUUGAGGAUACUUUUAACAUAUCCUGGGAGUAAAUAAAGAAAGCAAGUAAAAACUGAAUGAGAUUGAAAUGAGGUCCUUGGGAAAAGAGAACAGCGUUUUAUAGUUGCGUAAUGAAAAAAACAGUGCGAUGCCAGUCAAAGAGAUUGAUUUCCAUGUUCACAGGGGGGUCAGCUUACAUAUCAAAGACGCUGUGAUGUGAUUUUGAUUAUGACUGCUUCAGUGCCACCCUACUGUGAUGAUAUUUUUGGUUGCUGUCUCAGACAUUUGAAAUUACUUAAACAACAAAAUGAGCUGACAGACAGGCAUUUGAAGGAGCAGAUGGAGGAUUAAGAGCCGUUUCUUAAUGAGUUACCUUUCAAUUUAGACUUGAGUAAUAAGUGGAUGUGCGGCAUUUAGAGUUCACAAAAGUUCUUGCGUAACCACAGAGCAAUGGUAGUGUUUAUGAGAUUAAUGAAAGGGCAGUGGUGUUCACGGUUUCCUCCACUGUAUUAUAACCAGAGACCUCUGUCAAUGCUACUGCAAAGACAUCCAAUUAAAAUCAGAAAAUAUGGCCUUUGAGCUGGAGGUUACCCCUCCCAGGGGUGUUGGGCAAAAGAUUGUACAUGGACAAAUGUCCAUGAGUGGAAAUAUACUUACCCUUGACUGUGUAAGGUAAAUCUGAUGGUUCGGUUGUGAGAGUCGAAGUAAUUGCAGAGCCUGUUGGCAACUUUUUAAUCUUCUGGUUGUUGCUUCUAUAUCGUUGUGCAGUUUUAUAUGACAGCAACAUACUUUGAUUAAAAAUGAAUUAAAAAUUGAAAAGUCUCUUGAGAUAGAAUGAUAUUCCAUUUAUUCUUCUCUGAUUAAUAUUAUUAAUACAUUUUUUCAUAUUAAGACCCUCUAUUAUUUCUUCUUUCCAUCUCUACGUGUUUCUCUCUCUUUCUCUCUCUCCCUUUCUGUCUGUCAAUCUAUCUAAAUCCUUUUCCGUCUGUCUGUCUGUCUGUUUUGUCCAUCACUGCCAAAUUCCCCCAGAUCCAUUUUUUGGUCUGUCUCCGCUCUGCCACGGCAGCCAAGCUGAAAGGUUUACAUCUUAAUCAAUAGGUUAACAUCCGCAGAGAUGCGUCUCUGCUCAGUCUCAGCUCCACUAAUCUAGAGCCCUCUGCUGCAGAUACGCACGGCUUCUUUUUUUUUCUGCUGGGCGCCCAGAGCAUGACACAUCAAUCGCUACAGGGCAGAUAGAGGAAGAGUGGAAAUCAGACAUUGAAACAACUUUAAAAUAUCUGCUUAGUUUUUAAAGAAAAACACAGUUUUGGCACAUGAUUUUAUUUUACUCAACUGCACCCAAAAAAAUUAAUAAAUAAAACAUGAGAGUGAGCAGAGCUUGGCCUGAAGUCAACAGGUAAGUGGUUCUCAGAAAUCAUUCUGAAUGUAGAAAACUGAUUCUGUAUUUAACGUGGGUAAUCCUUGGUCUCCUGAAUCCAGCUGACCGGUGGCGCUGCUCCGUGCUUCGCUCUGAGAAUGAGGCGUGGUGGGUGUUGACAGAUGAGAGAGCAUGGUGCAGUAUGCAAUUUGUGGGGUAUACACGCUUGCCGUGAUGAAUUAAAAAUCCCAUUGUGUGUUUUAGUCUAUAUAAAUUAUUGAUAGACGCAUGCUGCAAUGAGAAACUGCCUCAUCACUGCUUCAGUACAUGAUUUCCACCUGACACCCCAAAAAGUGGCACAAGUCCCUCCACACAGACUUGCCAACUGUGCGCACUGAUUACAAAUCCAUACCCAUGGGUUUGUAGAUGCCUUGUCCUCCUACAGAGUCUUUCAGAUGACACUGAUCUAUGGCAGCAGCAGCAUAUGCUGAGGCUAUUUGCCAACUGCAUCCAAACAAAAGAAGUAGACAAGCUGAGUGCAUCAUAUUAACGGGUUUUAUGCUGUGUUCCAGUUAUGUCGGAUUUCGAAGCUGGGAAUGAUGUUACACCCGGGUUGAUGGUGUUCCAGUAAACGAGUUGUAAAACCAAGAUGGACGCCUACAGUUAGCUGUUGUUUACGAUUGUCAGCUGUCAUUAUACGUUGUCAGUUGUUGCUAGCGGUUGUUAGCUAUUAGUUGUUGUCAGCUGUUGUUAGUUGUUGUUAGCUAUACCAGUUGUAAACAACACAUAACACAAUAUUUUACUCUUACAAACACUAUAGCACAGUUAGAUGUUGGGCAGUACAACAUGUUCUGCUUAUUUAAUUUCACAAAAACAAAAAAGAAGUGCUAAUAAAUAAUACAUUAUGAGAGCUUUCACUGUUACUCUUUACUGUUGAUGCGCUGCGCUGCCAUCUUGGAAUAUGAUGUUGUCAAGUCAAGGGUCUUCCUCAAUGACAGGUCACUAGUCAGACAAAAACACGCCUCUUUCUGCUGAAAAUGAGCAACUUUAAUGAAAUCAGAUAUCUGAGUUUGGAGCCGUAUUUACUUGCAAGUGACCCACACAAUCCACUGAAGGCUUCUUAAAGUCGCCCUGUCCACAGUCACUUUCCUCACACAGGAGUGCCACAUGACAUUUAAAAACACUGAAGCUCACUGCUACUUGGCUAUAGGAUGGGUUAAUGAUCCCAAAGUUUGUUAUAUGGAGAUGAAGAAACUUGUCUUUUACUGAGUGGUUAUAGGACUACAUAGCUGGUGGUUGAACUAAUAGAUUUGUUGAGUUAAGCUUGCAUUUGUGUUGUCACCUGCUGGCAAAGCCUUCACAAAGCCUCAUUGUGACCCCAACUCACCCUGUGGCGGUUCUCCUGUUUGUCUGUCAGGGUGUGUUUUUUUUUUUUUUCCCCCAUUGUCACUGUCUCCUGACGAGACUACCUGCCUCUCUGCCCACAUUUUUGUUUGUCUUUAACUAUUUCCAUGCUUCUGCUUCCCUUUUGUGGUGGAGGUAAAAAGUUGCCAACCAUGAGUCAUGUCUAGGGGUGUCCCAAUACAACUUUUUUAGCUCUGAUACAAUACCGAUAUUGUAGCCUUUAGUAUUUUCCGAUACCGAUAUUGAUCUGAUAUUAGCACAAACUUGUGCAUGACAAGUUUACUACUCAGCUGCAGCGUCUUUUUCAGACUUUAAUGGAAAACACAGCCACGGGGCCGACAUCACUCUUACUCCUUGGUACUUUGUUAGUACCUUAGUACACACUGUUGUUGUGAUCCCAUGGGCUCUACAUGCUGGAUCAGGGUAAUGCUAGAUAGAGGUGCUGGAUCGGAGUCUGGAAUGGACUGCUUGUAUCAGAGUGCUGAUAUUGGAGAUUUUAGAUGCAGGCUGAAAUAAUCUGAUAGAUAUCUGAUUCUGGACUAAGGCUGCACGAUAUUGGAAAAAACAAACAUUGCAAUUUUUUUCAACCAUGCGAUAUAUAUUGCGAUAUUAAAAAAUACAGGAAUUUUCACCAGAUGACCUGAAUAGCACUCUAUGCUAUGCUGCACUGCUGAAAUCUUGAGGACAUUUAACCUGCACUCAUCAUACCUCUUUUUUUGAAUGUUAGUGGAGUGGCUUCUGUCUGUCUUAAGAUAUUUUUAGCUUGCUUUUAUUGUGCUGAGACAUUAUUGAGGCAACACAUUAAGGCACUGCCGACAAAGAGCACGUGUUCAGUCGACAUUGACCUUUUUGUAACCGAAAUGAUUCCAGACAACUGACUUUCCCUUUCUUUUUGGCAGCAAGUUUUAAUUUUUGGUGGUUUUCUUUUGUUCGUUGCUCAUUUUGCAAUUGUUGUUGUUACCGUUGUCGCGCCGAGAAACGCAUGUCCUCCGUGAAUUGCGUGCGCCUCACGUUUUUCAUGCUACUGUGACAGGGUGCCUGACCAUUGGUGAGCCACUAAAUAUGAUAACAAAAGGCACAACUGGAUCUGUGCGAUAUAUUAAAUGAUCUGGUGCCAAUAAAAGCAGAAAUUGUUGGUUUGAUUUAAGGUGGAAAUAUAGAUAAUUAACAACUUCUUCUGUAGAAUUUAAAAUACUGUAUGUAAGACAUCCAUGAAGAAAAAAGGGGAAAAACUCCACAGCUGCAUGAGUAUAUUCCAGUGUCUUUUAUGAUUGAGUUGCUUCUAAUGAUUCAUAGUGUUAGAUGCAAGCAUGUGUGUAUAAUUUAUCACAUCAAAUUAAGUUGAAGUCAUUAUUGAGAUUGAUCAUUUGGAAAAGGGGGGUCACUAUAAAUCACUGCAGCUGUCUCAAAACUCUCAGCCAUAAUGGUUAUGGUUAAAUACCCAGUACAUUCCAACAGUAAACUGACCGACAUUUGGUCUGCUCGUGCUUUACACCUUGUCUGUAUUAGUUCAGCUUUGCCUCCCUGCCUGUAAUUACUGCCCCCAUCUAAAUGGGCUUAGCAGGCUGGUGUGAAGGAGUCCCAGUGGGGCCCAGCGUGGGUCCUUUCAGCCUUGUAUAUUCCAGCCAUGCCAUUUCAAAAAAAUGUAUUACCGCCUUGCAGCUCUGGUAAAUGUCAUGCCAUUCUCUCCUGUGUGGGAGGAAUCGCAGCUUCGGCGGUGGUCAAAGAACCCCAGCCCUCAAACCAACAGGAGGCUGGGCAUUUUGAGGAAUGGGGAUAGAUGAACAAACAAUACGUCUUGCUCUACUUUUUGGAGAGGGGGGGACUGAAGUGAGCGAGAGAGAGAGAGAGAGAUACAGAGAGAGAGAGAGAGAGUGGCGGUAACACGGAAAAGAUGAAACAGAAUGUCCUGAAUGUGUUCACAGAGGAGAGGCAGAACAUGCUCGACAUUAAAAUUCACCUGUGGUCCUCUUUUAUUGGGUGUCAGCUGUGUUAGGUCAAUUUUUAUUAUGCUGGAUGCUGACCUUGUUUCAUGGACUCUGCAUUUAUACAUAUUUUGAACAGAAAGGCCUCUGAAAAGUCUUGGCUUUGCAGAGUAAAACCAUUUUUGCAACAUUUACUCUGUAAUGUUAAAUGGGGAUUGUACAGAGGGACAGUACAAGGGUUUGUUUUGAUGCAGUUAGUCUCAGAUUUUUAUUGAACAUUUUGGCUCGGGCAAGAAACUCAUAGUUUAAUCAAAGGUUAGCGCUGUGUUGUGUGCCAUGUAGAUGUUCAACGAUUUUAUACAGAAUUAACCAAAAGUAGUUUAUAAAUGUGUGGAUAUUGCCUAAAAGUAGUCAUAUUUAAGCCUCUACAAAGGAACAGAUGAAACAGACUGUCACUCAAACUUUGCAUGCACAUUUUGCAACCUUUCUCAGCGAUGCAGAUAAAAACGUAAUUGGGACAGCUUAAUUUUUUUUUCCCCUAAUGUUGGUCAGGAAAUGGGACAAUCUUGAUUAUGUGAUGACGCCACUUUUCAAAUGCCUGUCCUUGUCAAAAGUCUUUCUGAAGCUACAAAACAGUUUCAGAUGAGUCUCUGAGAUACUAUUAGUUCAAGGAGGAGAUAAUUCUCAACAACAUCGCCACAGCCUUUUCUCUCGUAAAGGUGAAACACGAAAUGCUUUGGCGGAACAUAAACGCUGCGUUUGUUUGCGGCGCUUAUCUAUCAGUCACAUGCUUGCACGCUCCUGUGGGACUCUUGAAGGUGGGUGGAAUAAUUUUUAGUCGGUCAGCAAGUUUUCAAACAAUUUCAGGUCUUUGUUUCUUUUGGAGCGCCGUGUGUCGUUUGUGAUACCUGCGAAUCUUCAAAGUGAAAUGAGUUGGUCCUUGUUUGUAUCUGUGUAAAGACUUCACGUGUGGGUAACACUUUUGUCGUAACAGUUGUACAGCUGACUCACUGCCUUUAACCAGAAACAUAGAUGUUUCAAAACUUACCGAACUGACAACUCAUAAUUCAACACCGUGCUCCUCUGCGACUACACCAUUCCUUCCACUCAAAAGUCUGCUAAUGUUGUAAAUAUGAAAGUGUAUUGCCCUUGAACGUACCACAACCUCUCUCUCUUAAAGUGUAACUUUUUUUUAAUAGGAAAAGUGUCCUUUAAUCAAGUUGUUAUGGUUUGUGCCGUUGCAGUACAUUAGUGUGCUUUAAGGAAAAGCAGUUGGUACAUUAAAACAGUCAACUAUCCAUUUAGAAUUGUAUGACAUCCAUGUGUCUUGUAGCGUAUUAACAGAUAGUUGAUGAGUGUAUCUUUGCGCUCACAGACGAUUCCUCCAUUUCAUGUCGCUUCACUGUCACUUGAAUUUUCUUCUUUAUUAAAGGUGCACUACCAAAGAGGUAUUUAGAGUGCCGUAGCUCUGGGGAUGAUGUAUGUGUUUAUGUCAUGCGACGCUGAGCCUGAGGAAUGACUUGGAACCAGAAUGAAUGAGUACAUGUGAUUAAUACCCAGACAAAAAAAAAGGAAAAUAGAUAGAUUGACAGAAGUAAAUGCAGUUUUUUGACUGCUUAAUUGCAGCAAAGAAGCUGGUAUGUUGUAAAAUUUAAAUGUCAUAAAGCAACACACACUAAAUUUUUUUAUUCUCAGUGUGAGCUUUCAUUAUUGGUCAAACAUCAUUAAAACUAAAGUCAGCUGAAGUUUAUUUAAAAUGUGUAGCUGUAGAUGUGUUCCAGUUUGAGAAAUAAAUCAGAAAGAUCAAAUGAAUCAUCUUCAUAUUCCGAGGCAAUUAGCCAAGCAGGGAAGGUCUCCCUUGUGCCAGAAGACUCAGAGUGUGUAUUUUUACUCAAAAGUGAACAUUCAUCAUAUCGCAGCUUGGUUUCCCGAUCAGCUUAAAGUGUCCCAGAGGUGAUUCUUCUUUAAAGACAUUAAUCAUGAAUGCUUAUUACACAUGACCUGCUGAUUCCAGGUUUCUUCAUUUAUUACUAGGAGAGGAAGACUCCCUUCGAGCGCGGUCAAAUACCUACACCUGAUCUCUGUGAACCCCAGAAACACCUCCCAUCGCAGUCCUCGACCCACAUCUCAGCCCCCAUCUGAAAAAAAAGAAAGAUUUACUGUAGUGCUGGUCUGUGUGCUUUUUAAUGUGGUAAAACAAGAAAUGUGAUAUUUAGGUUUUAAAAAAGCAGAACAAAGAAAACCAUCUUUCACUUUAUUCUGAAAGGGAGGAACAUUCACAAGAGACACUGAAAUAACCCAAGUGUCCAUAAAUAAUAAAGAAAUACUUUGUUCUAAUGUUUUACCAUGUCACGGAGGAGGAACAGUUACUUGAUUUUGUGCACUUCACCGGCUGCCAUCAAACUGUAAAUGAUCACAGCCAUACCACAGUCAUUACACAUGAGGGGGAUCAACUGCACCGACAGUUGAUGUCUCAGUAACACUUCAUUUGACCCCUAUCUCUAUAACACAUAAGUAUAUGUAAAAUGCGUUAUUAUCAUGUUAUAGCACUGUGUAACCAUUGUUAUAAACACUCAUAAAUGAUCAUAAUGCUUUAUAGCAAUAAAUAUAACACAUUAUGAAACAUGAUUAUAACGCAUUAUACAUUUUUUAUAAUGUGAUAAGGAGAGGCAUCAAAUAAAGUGUUACUGAUGCCUCUUCUCUUACUACUACAUUACGUACCUAUUUGUAUAACUAAUAAGUCGUUUGCAUUUCUUAUUCAUGUUUUACUGGUUUUAAGGUCACGUUGUUUAGAAAAACACAUACAGAUGACAUACAGGAAGAGCUCGGCCUUCUGCGAAGGUUUUGUUUCAAGGUGACGCUGGUCUACUUGAAGCACUUUUCUGUUUCUUUGUCUUACAAACGACAGAGCUCUAUGAAUUUUGUAGUUAUUAGCCCACCUUUCAUAUUAAAAAACUGUUUACUUAAGCUUCAAUAAAAAUAAUGGACAAUUCUCCUCAUUACAAACAGAAAAAACCUUGAAUGUGUAGAAGAUUAAAAAAGGGGCAGGAUACACAAUUAGAAUUUAAAAUAUAGAAAAUAUUUUGCUGAGGUUUACAAAAUGUAUUUUUUGCUGUGAGAGAAAGGUGCAAGGUCGUUGUCCAAACUCUUAGCCCAGUAAAAGUUGACUUAAAAUUAAACUGAUUUUUUAAUUCUAAUGAACAUACCAGAGUGCAUGUACUCAGGAACUGCCACGGAGUUGCAUAUGAAGACUAAUACACUUACUAGGGCUGAGCAAUAUGUUGUUUUGACACUGCAGUUGUAAUGUGCGCAUUAGUCACCACUUCAUUGCUCAAGAUUCAUAUAAAAUUAAUGUCUCUCAUAUACAACCCCUAAUGCAGCCCCUCUUGUGAGGAGCUGAUCACCGUGCAGGCAGUGUCUGUAUCUAUGUUGCAUGAUUGUAGAUUGCAAACAUGCAUGUGAACCACAACAACACGGCUGUCACAGAUACCCAGAUAAUGCUUGAUUGAGUAAGAAGGUUUCAGGACGAUGUUUACGCUAGACAUCUCCACCUGCAGUGUAUGUACAUCGUGGUGUUGUAAUCCUCAUAUGUAAAAGAAGACAGCGGGUUUUCAGGUAAAUAUUAGUUCCCAUCACAAAGCUGGUGACACAGAUCAAAAAUCGAUUUUAGCAUCAACACAAAAUACUGAAUAUGUCUAGAUAAAUCAGUUUCAUUUAGUACAGUUGAUGACGUCUUGUCCUUCCAAUAUUCUUUCCUCCAUGCUGGUGUCGGAGGACUUGACACUAGGGGUGGGAGAAAAAAUCAAUUCACAUAAGUAUCACAAAUUUUUUUUUACAAUUUUUUAAUCGAUUUUUAUGUUCAAAAAUCGAUUUUUUUCUUCAAAUUUAAGAAUAAACCUUAAAAACUGACUUACAUGUGAUGUGUACUUUUUGGGGAAAUAUGGCUCCUGGAAUAGUCAGUAGACAAUCAUAAUCAUUCAUCUGUUUCACUGGUGUUAAAAAUGCAAACUAAAAAUCGAGAAAAUCGACAAUAUGGUAGAAUCGCAGUUUAAAUCGAAUCGGCGUCCAACAAAACGUAGAAGAAUCAAAUUCGGGAGAAAAGCAUAUCGUCCCAGCCCUACUGGACACCCUUUGAUUAAAGGAGGGAGAUUUGAUUUGAAAGCAUAAAAUAGACUUAAAGAUACAAAUUACAAGUUGUUGUUAUGUCACUGAAACUUUUGUUUCAAAGUAUUCUGCAUUUUUCAGGUAUAAGUUCCUUAUUUUUUUUUUAUGAAUAUAAAUAUAUUUUGCAGAAAGAAAAAAGAAUCAAACUGCAGUUUUUUCAAUGUCAUGCAGCCCUAAUAUUUACUAUUCUUACUUGCGACACUGUACUACAUUCUCAGCCGCUCCAAGCUGUAGGACAUAGAGCCACCAGGCAGGUUACAUCGGCUUGUACACAGGGAGGGUGAAACAAAGGUUAUAGAGGCUCUUCAAUAUUUUACAGGGGAACCCCUCCCUCGACAUAAUUAGGCAGAUUACACGUUAGCCAUGCUCCCGUGUGCAGAAAUGUUUUAAAACCGCUCUAUCCUCCAGGCAAAUGGAAAGAAAAGUCAAAAAGAAUUUCACGCUGUCCGAGCAGCCGUGAAUGUGCUAUUAAUGGCCAAAGCCACAGCCAGAGCCAAAAGAAAGAAGAAAAAAAAGAAAGACUUUCUCAUGUCAAGUAGGUAUGAAUUUUUUACAGGUUUGGAGUACAAAAGGUUUGGUUAAAAAUUUAAAGGCCUCGUGGCUGACAGUGGCAGUCAGAUGUCGAGACAGUUCAAUCACUCCUGCUGUUUCAGUUUCUGUAGCUCCACACCGCUCUUCAACCACUAUUUAUCAUUUACAUCUACAACACUGUUUGGUACAAUGUUUCACAAAUGUUAGUGUGACAGAGAGGAAAACAGUGUCUGUAUGUGUGUCACUGGUGUCAGAUCCAGACUUUUCUAUCAUAACUGAAACUUCAGCUACCAAAACAAUCAUAUUGGUCCAAUCAGACUGCAAAUAACACGCUAUACAAAAUAGAAAAGAUUAAAUCAACAAUCACCAGUCAAGUUAGAAUUUUCGAUAAUGACAAAGCUUUGAAUUUCAUCAUUCAGAUGCAAGGUGGUUAUUUUAGAGCAUAAGGGGGAUUAAAUAAAAAAAUGUAAAUGCAAAAGAUCAAUUGUGCAAAAAGGAGGCUAUAUCACUUCAAACCUAUAGGUCAAUGUUCAACUCUCUUUUUAUCAGAUCUCUCAGUCACAGCCUGUAGUUUUGGCAAAUCAUAAAAUGUUUGAUUAAAACCCCUCUGGCAGGACAGUUCCAGAUGCCAAAGUAUCAUCAUUAAUUGCAGCUUCCACCAGCCAUGAAAUUAACCCCAACAAUAGUGAUGUGAGUAACAAAUCACAAAUGUUUCCCAACAAGACUUGAACCAAAGGCAUCUGUGUAUAAAAGACUGCAUAAACAAGAAAGGAAAAAAAAAGAAGGUGUAUUCAGCAGGGGCAGCACAGACGAGGCUGCUGUGGCUGCAGGGCAGAUCAGUUUUUUGAGUGGUGUAGGGCCAACUGGAUGAGGCACGGCUGCCAUGGCCUCUCUGCUCCCGUAAUAUCCCUAUCCUCUGGUUUCCUAACAGACCAAGAGCACGCAUGAUUUUUUUUUUAAACAUGCCUUAUUUCCUGUGGUACAAAACAGUUUGAAGGAUUUCACAGCACUCCAUGACCUUGUUUAAACACUGCUUGUUUCUCUGGUUCUUUUUCAAGGGGAUAGACUUAGACUUUUAGCUGUGUCAGCAUCAUAUGUUGAUUUAUUUCAACUACACUUUAAUAAUCUACCAAAUUAUCAGUAAAAACAUUACACAUGGUGGUUGAUAUUCAAGUCUCAUCCCACUAUUCUGACUAUCCAACACAAAGUCAAAUUGUCAGGCUUGCAACGUCCCUGAAUGUUUCUGUGCAUAAUAGGGGUGGGAAUCACUAGUGGCCCCACGAUACUAUGUUAUGACAAUACUUGGGUCACAAUACCAUAUUAUUGCAGUUUUUAACAAUUUGCAAUACAGUGAGUAUUACAAUAGAACAUAUUUCAAUUGAUAAUUUUUUUUUUCAACUGUUUAGCUAAUUUAGCAUAUGUCUUUCCGUUGCGUUUGUCUUAUUUGCGCAGUAUUUUGUUUUCAUGUAGCACAUCUUGGAAACUUUUUAUAUAUUUGUUGCACUAACUUUCUCCUGCUCUAUAAUGUCACCUCUGCCAACCUCACUGGACAAGCAGUUGUUUUUAUUCUCCAUUAUCACAGAUUUGACUUCAUAUUGGCAAUUAAUAUGAAAAAAUCGAUACUUGGUCAAUGAGACGAUACGAUAUAUCAACAGACAAAAUAUUGUGAAACCAUGCUGUGUCAAUUUUUUUCUCCCACCCCUAGUGCAUAACUCUUAUAAUCUGCUUUUAUGAUACUUAUCUUAGAUUUUGUGAUCAGUGUAAAACCUGUGUAUUAAGCUCUUUUAAAAAGAUGUGUGUAUAUGGUGUAUAUAUAUAUAUAUAUAUAUAUAUAUAUAUAUAUAUAUAUAUAUAUAUAUAUAUAUGUGUAUAUAUAUAUAUAUAUAUAUGUAUAUAUGUAUAUAUAUAUAUAUAUGUAUGUAUAUAUAUAUAUGUAUAUAUAUAUAUAUAUAUAUAUAUAUAUAUAUAUAUAUAUAUAUAUAUAUAUAUGUAUAUAUGUAUAUAUAUAUAUAUAUAUAUGUAUAUAUAUAUAUAUAUAUAUAUAUAUAUAUAUGUAUAUAUGUGUAUAUAUAUAUGUAUAUAUGUAUAUAUAUAUAUAUAUGUUACUAUACUGGUGUGCGUCAUUCUUGAAAUCUAUAUGUUUUUUUCUAUUUUGAAUGUGCUUCUUAUCAAGUUCAUCUUUCUUCAAAUAUGUCAUAAAAGCCUUGAAAUGCUCUGCUCUGUAUGGAGUAGGAUGUGCUUCCCUCAUACAGCAAUGUAGCAAUUAAUUGCUUCCUACUUUUCCAAUAUAAUCACCUAUGCUAUAUUUAAACCUCGUACAAUCUGUAUGAUGUUUCCCCAGUGGACAGGAAGACCAUCUGUGUUGUCAUUUUUUUUUUGCUAAUGACAUAAGUGCUACAGUUGCACAAUUUUUUUCCCUCAACUUGGUCCAAGCUGGAUACAAUUUCCUACCUUGUCUUCAGUCUGGUGUUUCUUCACAGGAGUUCCUCAUUAGGUCAUUAGCGCAUUAGGCUCUUCUGGUCACAUGCUUUCUUGUCCGGGAGGCCCGGUUGUCACAUGAGUUUUCAUUCAUCCUGUUUUGUGUCACAGCAUAGAAGUGGCAUUGAAGUAGGUGCAUGAUAUGCUGCCGAUAGAUGCUCUUUGCCGUACGUCCAGGAGGAAUCGUGAUUAACUGGAGGAGAAGUGGCUCCAGACAGCGAAGUUGAGGAUUACUCCUCACAAAGCUGGAUAGCUCUUUACAUUCUGAGUGUAACAUAAAACAAAACACUUGUAUGUGUUUGUAUGUACAUGCACACUAAAUACUGUGUAAAAAGACUGAGUUUUGAUAAUUCUAGUUAGCCUCCGUCAGAGUCAGUGAACCCUUGCCAGUUAGACUUAGCCCAGAUAAAGCCAGGAUAUAUUAAUCACCAAACAGUGAUUCCUGUCAUCUUAUUUUCAUCAUGCGCUCGCAUCAGGCCCCCGCCUCGGGUACUCUGAUUGAAUUUUAUGGAGGUCAAUUGUAAAUGGCAGGAGGGGUUUUAAAAAUAAAAGUACAAGUGAAAUCCUGAUGCAAUAUUUCAUCUUGCAGAGGCUGGAUAAAGCCUAAUGAAAUGCGAAUGCAUCACUGUAUACUGCGCUCCUCGGAUGGCAAGCCGCACGCCUCCACAUUCAGUCCAUCAGUAUGCAAAGCAUCGGACAAGAGGCUGUGGAAUCACACGUCUCACGAGACCCCACCACAGAAGGGUUGAGGACAUGCAAGUACCUUCCUCACAUUUAACUAAACUAUUCCUUUUCACAGAGCAGGGAGAAAAGGGGGAGUUGUGUAAAGAGAUGUCAGAUCCAAAGAAAGGCAACAAGAUAUGCAGUGUCACCGCCUAGCUAUCAAGAGACUUUCUCUUUAAUCAAAGGGCCCCAUCAGAGUGCCCACAAGCCACUGCAGGCCGUUCAUUUGCAGCGGUCUGUGCACAGACUUGCAGAAAACUGCUGGCAUACUGAAAGCUCCAGCUCCCUCUCUCUCCCUGCUGCGGUUUCUCUGUAGAUCAUCUUUGAUUGACCCAAUUAGGCGAGUCCACCGGGUGAUGCUUGCUGCUUAUUAGUGUUUCACAUUGGCUUAAUCAUGGGAUGCAGAACGUGAAUGAGGUGCAGAGCAACCUGGCAGAGGGGCUGACACAGGCCGCCUUUCAAGUGCAAAUGAACCCCAAAGCAUGGUAACCUGUGGUAGCUCCAACAGCUGCUUUGAAUACUUAACAAAACCAGUCUUAAUACAAUUUAAUAGGUCACUGGUUAGGAGAAAUAUUUGAGGAAAAAACCCAUUAGGGCCAUUGUUUGACAUUUAUUUUAUUAACACGCGAGGAACAAGGCACGCAAGCCAAUUUAAUUUCCUCCCCUGCGACAGUUUUAAAUGUGUCAACUAGCUCUUUUUGUGCAUUAUUUAAAAUUUGCAGCAUUUGUGACAUUCUUUCAAGACAUAAUGGAGCAAUAUUUUAUGAGACGAGCCGCGGAGAGAAGUGUAAAUGUGAAAGGAGCGAGCAGCAGAGCAUUAUGCUACAGAUGCAGGUGAACUCCCAUGUGAGACGAAUGGAGGGGAAAAGGUAAUUUGUGAAGAGACCUACCUGCCAAGAUGAUGAAGAGUUUGCCUUUGUUGAUGUUCCCAAAAGUGUCUCCCAGUCAGGAGUCAUAAGAGAGCAGAGCUUACAGUGACACCUUGACUGGCAAUCAGGGAGAGGCAGUCCGCUACCUUAGCUUGGUGUGUGUUUAAAAUAAAGAAUAUUAUUAUGUUUUGAUAUGAGUUCUCUGUCUCUUGCAAAGGUAAUUCCUCUUUUCCCUCUGACAUUGCUGCCUUUGGGCUUAUUGUAUGACAGUGUUUGUAAAUAGAUUAAACUUUCCUUGAGGAAUGCAAGAGGCAUUCAGUAACCUAGACUAUAGUUUUGUUUUUGAAAAAAAAAAAGAAGGUGCAAGAUGUUCCUGCUGCUUGAUUGAAACGUGAAGAGAAAUGGAUGCCUGCAAGUUCAACCCUCAGGUUCUGAAUGAGGAGAUGCUCAUUGUAUAAACAAUAUCGUUAACUCUUGAGAAUCAAGGUGUGCUUUUGAAAGUUUAAUGCCAUCAUCAAGAUCCCAAGGCUCAUGACAAGUAUGGAUGUCCAACAGGGGGUGGACCCAGAGGGUUGGUCAGGGGUGGCAUGGACCCUGUUUGAAAUAUGAUUCCAAGGUGCCACCCUGACCCUAAAAGGAUUAAAGUUCUCCAUCACUACGGUGAAUUUCCAUCAAGUUCAUGAUUUUUUAAUGAUCUAUCUGACAGAGAGAGAGAGAGAGAGAGAGAGAGAGAGAGAAAGUAUUAUAUCAGAUAUGUGAUGUGCAUCCAAGACAUCCAACUCUUGGUAUGUAUUACGCUAAUUGAACAUUAAAUUUUGCAUUAGCAUAGUGAUUAUUGAAACCUUUUUGGACACAUUUGAUAGCCCUCUGGGCGCAGGUACAGAACACAAAAAUUCAGGAGGGCCCGUCUGGGGAAAAGCCUGAUCCCUGUAGCUAUUGCCGCCCUUAACAGCAGGCCCCGCUGACCUAUCUGACCAGCCUGUCACCUUUUGCUGUUGUCACUGUCCCACACUAUUUAUGUCUGUCCUUACUGUCUGUUGAUGUUUGUAAUGUGCAAUGUCGUCUUUCCUAUAACGUACAGUCAGUGAAGAUGAAUUUCUCCAAGGGGACCAAAUAAAUCAAAUCUCAAAAUCUCAAUCUUCAUUUACUCCAGCCAGGGUGAAAUACAGGAGAAUGAUAAUCCAACAUUUGUGCUGUGCAUCGCGGCCAGAGAUCAACAAUCAUAGGGGAUAUUUGUACGGCAAACGUGAUCUGACAAAGCAGCUUGCUUCGACACAAGGGCUGAUACAAAAAGCAGUAGCUGUGUCACACAGCAACACAUUAAAGAUGACAUUUUAAGUUACUGUUACACAGCACAUAUUUGUUAUGUUGAAUUGUUUCAGCAAGGUAGCUUUGUUCAAAGUGACAUACAGACCUUCUCAGCUAGCAACAUUAAACAUUUGAAGUGGUCUUAAAGCUUCUGUGAAGAACAUUUAGUUUCUUUUGGUUCUUGAGCCCUCCUUGGAUUAAGUGACACCUCUUAUAUUUUGUAUAUGUGAAACUAGAUUUUUUAGACAAAGACCUCUUUGUCUGACCCUCUUUUCUUUUAACUAUGACAAGUAUGACUUAAUGUGAGCUGGUUUUUUUUCAGUCAGCUUUCAAUCAUCUGGCCUGAAACCUGCCAACAAUACCAUGCAGUUGACAAAUUUGAACCUCAACAAAUCAGUCACACCACAAUAGCCACGAUCAUAACAAAAUGUAUCUUCUGCCAGCAAAGCUGAUAUUUAUAUAGGAGACAUAGGACCACUUAUGUUUUUUUUUUGUAAACACCAGGAGGUUAGAAGUCAGCUAGCAGCAACUUUUUCCCUGCUACUCAGAGCCAGUGUGUGUCCUCUCAAACAUCGCUGAAUGAAGCCUUUUACUCUGAAUUCCCCUCAACUUCUCUCAAAAUCACAAAAGCACUUUUAUGCUCUAUUUGCAAAGACUUACGCCCCUACAGUGUUGUUGGUAAUGAAGACUUCAGGCUGCUGCUUAAUGAGUCUAGGCCCCGCUAUGAAAUCUCCAGCCGUCAGUUCAUUAUAGAGACUGCAGCGUCUAACUCGUAUGCAAAGCAUAAAAAGGUCACUGAAACAUUUUCAUGUGCAAACAGAGUUGCCAUUACAUGUGAUACCUGGAUGUUGAGAGCACCACGGUCACACUUGACACUUACAUGCUAACAAAUUUAGCCAAAAUGGGACAUGGCCUUUCCUGUUCUGCAGACCAGAGCUGUGUUUGACAGCCAGCCAGGGUCCAAUCCUGUUGGUUUGCCACAGGAUGUGAUGGAUGAAUGGGAGCUUCCCGACAGGGAUCCAGCCUUGAUGACAGAUAAUGCAUCCAGUGUGACCAUAGCAGCAAGCCUUGCAAAGUUGGUGAAAUGUUUUGCACUCGGUAUGUGUUUGGCUGCCCUAUAUGCAUGAAAGUAACCCACUGUUUCCUGUAGACUGGAAAGAAUCCACAGUGUCAUGGCUUUAUUUUAGGAAAAAGCAUCAUUGCAAGCCAUACUCUGGAUCCAAAGCAGAAGCUUCUAAUCUCCUUGAGCACAAGCUCAUGAAAGACAUUGCUAUGAAAUGGAACAACACCUGUGAUACGCUGAAGCGGUUCCUAAAGCAGCAGACCGCACAUUUACUUUGCUGUCUGCUCAGGUGCAGCAGAAAGCCAAAGUUAUGGAGCAGAUUUGAACUGUGCUGGAGAUUAUGGCUAAAGCCCUGAAGCCAAAAAAGUCCCAACACAUGUCAUGUUGAAAGAAAAGACCUCGUGCUGUCUAUUAUUGCACAGCUGCAUGCCCAGCUGUACCAUGGUACUCAGGUUCAGGCAACAGACUCAGCAGUUGUGGUGAAAACUGAACAUGUAAGUGGAAAUCUUGUGAAAAGAUAUGGGAUGCACAUGCUUUUCUGUGCAUGACCUCCGCACUAGAUCCACAUUUUAGGGCACUGCCUUACCUGGAGGGAGAUACAUGGUAGGACACCUGUACCACCGUGGCAGCAGAGGUGUGUGUAUUUUUCCCAUUCAAAAUCUCCAGUUCUGCCAGUUUAAGGCAACAUUUUUAUUUAGGUAUGAUCAGAGGUAUUUUCUAAAAAGAACUGAUAUAAAUAGACAUUAUUGGCACCCAGAGUCAAGUGAAACCAGGAUAUUUUUGUUGUAUUAAAGACCUAAAGGUAACAAAAAUGAUACUUAAACUUCAGAAAAUUAAAUAUUUCAUUUGCAUUUUAUAAUAUCUCUGGGACCAUAAACACAAUCGUUUAUUUUGCUUUAAGGAUUUCUGGCGGCUUUUGAUUUUAAGAGUUUUAAUGAUUCAGGAAACUCCGCUUUGCUGAUCAAACACCAUCCAUGCACGUUCAUCCAAGUCCAUGCACAAGGUGAGUCACCUCAGACAGGUACAGUCUUGAUUUGGCCCUUAAAUUUUACUGCACAUGCACUAAAGUAAAAACUUUGAAGUUUUCUGUUCUUGUUGCUGCAUGGAUGAAAAGCACAAUAAGACCAUCGAUAGUUGCAACAACAUAAACAGCGUUCCCUUGAAACAUUUAUAUGUUCUCUUUAAGCCACUUUAGUUUCACUUGUAUUUUACAGCCCAGCACUUCAUUUUCUAAUGAUGCUGCAGUUGAUAAAUCUGAUAUGAUCUUUAAUUUUCUCUCAGAUAUUAACGAUAGAAAGGCGGCUUUGUGCUGGUUUGAUGUGCACAUGACAGUUUGAUAAUUAUUUGCAGUGUGAUGAAGUAGGUGUUUGCUAAUUAUUCAGGUCACUGCAGGCUGUCUGUAAACUCAAUUCGGUAUUCAGAAUCGCUGCCAAUUUUUUGCUCUGUUGGUCUUUAAAUGAAUCCUUUUUUUAAAGCCUGUCUAUCCAUUCAAGCUUCUUUAUGUCGCAUAUGUUGAAUUCAAAGCUGAGCUGUUUGACUCAAAGUUUAAUCAUGCUCACAUUUAAUAGGGAGACUCCUGAGGUGGUACUGUGAACUUGACGGAUACAAUUUCUUUGGCACCACUGUUGCAAAUGUUCAUAGGUGUUUGUGUAAAAGUAUUUCAGUAUUUCACACUCAGGGAUGUACAGUAGACAGGUGUUGCUUUAACAAACUACACAUCCCUUAAGUGAGAUGCAGUCAGGAACACGAGGAUCCCCAUCUGUCAGGCAGAGAUGGAGUCUGGCCCACAGGAACUCACACAGGUAGACUCGGCAGAAUCAAUAAGAUUGUGUCUUUGAACAUGUGUUCUGUGCUGUCGAACAUCUACAUGAUGUAACUUUGUCAUUUGUUUCGAACCAAAUUUAAUUAGGAGUUGUUGUAGAAGUCUGCAUGAUGUACCUACUUUGAGCAAAUUUAAGUUUGAGAACAGUGUUAAAAAAGCUUAGAAAACACUUGAAGCUACAUGGCGUUCAUUUGGUAACACUUGUGUUUUAUAUUGAAGUUCUUAAAAAAAAUAAGAAUCCCUCCGUCAGAUUAAAGCAGUUUAAUAAAAAAAAAAAACGCUGAGUCAGAAGAAUUCAGCUGUAGCAACAUCAACGGAUUAAUCUAAGGUCGUGUUCACACCAAAAGGUCUGUUUUCUGAUACGAGCCAAAGCGAGGACGAUAUAUGACGAGGAUAUGACGUGUAAAACGGCACGCUUCCUGUGAUUGGUGCGGAUGGGGUUUACACCAGAAGUAUAUCGCUCUAGAGUUUACUUGAUAGCGGUUCGAGACCACCCCUACUAGGCGUACCCAAGAGUGGUUGACUGGUCUGCAGCAGAGUUUGAGGCCAGCUUUCGCAUCAACCAAAACCAACCGCACCAAGGAGGUGAACGCUCUAGGGUUCAGUUCAACUGGACCAAACAAGGCUAGCGUGAACGUGACCUAAAUGUGGUACAUAUCAAGGGUGUAAUGGUACACAAGUUUGGAGCAUACCAUAAAUGAACUAUUCGGUUCAUUCAUGGUACAAUAAGGGAGCGACUUAAAGAAGUUCAAAACUGAACCACAGCGUCCCUUUAAAGAGAACAGAGGCUUUGUUUUAAGAUCUCAGUGUUAGUUUUACCAGUGGUUGUUUUUUGUUGGUCAUUUCUGUAGAUAGUUUGAUAAACUGUCAAACAGAGAAUAACAAUCUUUAUUUUCCUUUAUUUGAGAUUUCUGUGGAUCUGGUGGGUUCUUGGAUUUUAUGCUCGAUUUGGCCAAACCAUGUUGUACCAUUGAUCAGAGAUUGGGAUCACAGGGUUACUCAUAUUAUCAUACAACACCAUAUAUCACUUAAUAUAAAACGGCUAUACAAUACGAACUACACAGAAUGACUUGAUACAAUAUGAUUACUAAUAUAUUUCCCAGAACACUGACAACCUUAGAAUAGAAGAGUUCUGCAGGAACUGAGGAACUGCAAGACAAUCACAAUAAAGAAUACAUCAUGAUUACUGAUUUACUGAAGAAAAGAAACACCUCUGUAAGGUCAAGCUCAGGGUUAAUGCCAUUUGUUGAGUGCGAGGAGUCAAAAAGUGGUGACUCAGUGAGCCAGAUUAGAGUUUGAAUUUAAAGGGGGCUCAAAACAUCUGAUCUGAUUAAUAUUUAAAGAAAAAAAUUGUUAUUCAAAAAAGUCGCUUGAAUUAUUUUCAGAUUCUUGUGAUUAUUCACACACUGGUGUGAAUAAUUUGCACAGUUUUUAGAUUGAUUUGCUGUUAACUUAAAAUAUCACCACCGCUGAGCCCCCCCAGUGUUCUCCCUUUUGGGGUACCCAUAAUGCCGUCUGUCAGAGGAGUGAUGCCCUCUCACAGUUGUCACAAGUGCUCUGUCUCGUGUCUCCCCUUGGACUGUAUUAGUGUCAGCGUGCGCUCUGCUCUCCUCAUUGUGUGUAAUCAUUGCUUUGUCUCUGGUGCCCUGACACACACCUCACUGCAUGCAACUUCCGCAGUCUCACUGGCCCCCCUCCUCCACCGCCACCAAAUCUCUCGCCGUUCCCUGCGCCACUGAGCUGCGCUCGCCUCACACCUAAAGGGAUUGCUGUCACGUUGAAAAGGCCGGGUUUGCUAUGCCUGACAACUUGCAUAUUUGUACACGGCGAUGCAAAUGUUUCCCCACUGAUAUUGUUUUGUCACUUAAUGGUGACCCCCACUAGUGCGCCAUUAAAAGCCAGACAUUCCACAGUCACUCAGAAACGAGGCAUUUCUGCAAACUCGUCCCCAUAGGACAUUUUCAAUACUUGUCCUUCUUGUUAUCUAUGUGCUAUUGUAUGCUGCACAAACCCAUUUUCUGCUUUAUUCGUCCCCCGCUGCACGAUGUUGCUAGGAACCCAUGGGGGGGUGACAAGAGCCCUUCACCACUUUUCUCAGUGAAAACUUUCUGCUUUUGUCUGCGGUCUUAUUUCUGUGUUAAGAUGACACCUGGGAAUAAUCCCGGGGGUUUUGACAUAAGUGGAAUUCAAAUUAACUGGAUUAAAUGCUAUAAUCAUAACAGGCAUAAUAACUAUUACAACUUUGGGUAUGUUUUGAUCAUGUCCUUCAUUUUAUUUUCACGUUUUUUUCCCCCCACUCAGCGCUGAAUAGAGCAACACACUCUGGACUAAAUUUGUAAAUGGAAUCAGAUCUUGGUAGAAGAAAAUGUUUAGCAAAAAAAAAACUCAAUAAAACUAAAGUAGUUAACAAAAAAUUAAAACAAUCAACGAAAGUUGGACUUCUUAUCUGGAAUUUGCAAACACUGUAAAAAUGUGAUCCAAAUAAAGCAACCCAUAUUAACCAGAAUUGCCUUGAAAACAGUUUGUCUUAAAUGUAAACAGUAAUAAAUCAUGUGUCCCACUUUUAAAUGCAGCAUGCAACAUACGAGCCAUAUGGUGCCACGCUCCUCCGCUCCCGCAUAAGGGAUCGGCCUGUCUCCAUGGCGCACAAAGUUUACCCUGUUACCUGUCAUCACCUCAGCUUUGAAAGACUCUGUGUCAGCAAUCACUGUCACCAGUCACAUGGAUAUGAAUAAAUUUUUGAGGUAAUGCUUUGAGUCUCUCACUUCUCUUGGUGGUGUGCUGGCAAAAGCUGUCACGAAACCCUUUUGAGUUUCAUUUUUGGAAACAACCGUUGGCCGAAAGCUUUCUCUGUAACAUUUUUUUUUUACAUCUUGAUAGUAAUUUAGCCUGCUGACUGUUGACAGCCAGAGCAAAAAUAUCAGGAAAUUGUGAGCUGCUAUCAAUAAUCAAAAAAAAAUAAAAAAUAGUUUGAGAAGGUUGCGUUGUCCUUGAAAGUUAAUAACGGUCAUUACAUUGUCCAAACAGAUACACUUACACAUUGUGGGGAUUUCAAAUUGUUUUGCACACCAUCAUAUUGUGAUAAGUUGGGUGCACUAGCAGGCAAGGCUUUCUUGUUAUCAUGUGCAGCGUUCACUAAAGGUCAGAAGGAUUAAUUGAAUGUAUUCCACUUUUCUAUAUGAGUGCUCUUCAACAGUCAGAGUCCUUGUCUCCACUUUAUGCAAAAGUUAAAGAUGCAUCAAGGGAAAAAAAAAAAGAAGAUACUGUCUGCUAAUCUGUGUUGCUUUCAAGGACAUGCCAUACAUAGCAGGAUAAAUACCUGGGGGAAUUUGUUUUUGUAGGCUUAACAGUACAUCGUUUAUUGUAUAUAAAAAGAAGUGCAUCCUCUUUCCUCACCAUUUUAAUUAAUUGUGAAGACUGUGAUACUCGCAUACUUACGUGAACGCUGUUUCUAAAUAGGUAGAGGGGAGCAGAACAGCCAUAUGGCGUUGUCUGACAUGAAGAAAUUAGGCCACCAAUGCUGUCUGUUCAUUGUCAUCAACCUGGCCACCUGCUUUGCUUCUUCAGCGAGUAAAACUAGCGUAGACCCCCCUCCUCCUCCUCCUUCCCUCCCACUGCUGCCUUCCCAGUCCAACUUGUUAUAUCUUUAUACAACGAGCUUGAACAGAAAUCCAAAAGUACUCAGGGACAAGUCAAGUUUUUGGUACAAAUUAGCUGAAAAAGGCCAGCGGAGGUCGCCUGGCUGUACUCCACAGGGUUCAGCGGUUUUUGGUCUAAUAUUAAAAGUAAACAAAUAUGUUUGUUUGUGGCUUGAGCUUGGUGAUACAGAUGGUUAGACUGGCCCCUGCCAUAUCCUCUAAGGUUGUGUCCUUGACGUGGAGAUUCUGGGUUUUGAUGCCAAAGCCUACACACUGAGUCGCCUUACUUUUAAAACGCCGUCCAACCGGUAUUUUCCCCAACACCCUCCAUAUUUUUGAAGAUCUUUUUGGCCUUCUUUUCAGUGAGAUAUAAAGUUUGCAGUCACAUAUUUCCCCAGACCUUGCCCCUAAGGCCACCAAAGCUUCUGUUUGUCUGCAGUGUAAUCAACUAUUUGAAUUUACCGUCUUGUGAUAUGCCAGUGAGAAAACAUAUGGUGGGGCUAAAGCUCAGACUUCCAGUCAGCAGACAGUUACUUAGGUCACAUUACAAGCUGCCGGGUUCCACUCAGAAUAGACACAUUUAAAGUAGACCUCACUGCCGGGAGAACAACCUCUGGGGACAGACUACACACUCUUCCUGUGGCACUUAAUUUUUUUUGGUGUCUGAAUUAAUUUUUCAUCGUUGUGCUCUCGACUCAGCGAGGAUGCACAGUUUCACUGAUCUACGAUGCAGUAAACUGUCAUAUCCAUUUGGCAACAACUCACAGGCUGCACCCAGCUGCUGUGUUUGUGGCAGUGGUACCAUGAUACAGAUAGUUAUUUAGAUUGUCCUCUGUCGUCCCGGCUUAGCCCCGUGUCCUUGACUUUUGGAUGCUGUGAAAAAGUGCCAAAGCCCACAUAACACCAGGCUGCUUUAUUGUCAAAACACCUUCCAACUAAAUCUUAACUCUUUGCUGCCUCUAUCAGCCUCUAUUUCAGUUGGUUGCUACUUCUUUUCAAUGCAAAAUGGAGCUGUUUACCCGGUUCAGCACGCAAUCAAUACCAAGCUUUCUGCUUUUCACUCUGAGUAACCUGAAUAUGUUGAUACACAUCUCUUAUCUCCUUUGAAAUGCAGAAUAUAACCCAGCUAAAUACAGUGCCCAGUCGUGUCUUGUAAAACCUUGUAAUGUUUUAUUCCUAUGAUCGGCAACAAAGCUCUGAAGAAGCUCAACAAAAACCUUUGGUCCUGAAAGAAGAUAGGUACUGGCACAUGCCUCAGCCAUGGGGCAGAAGGAGUUAAAAGGUCUCCCCUGUUGAUUUGGCCCCCAUCAACUGUCAACAAGUCUUCCAGGGCUUUUCCUGAACCUUGAAUGUGCAGGAUUCAGCCCUCGUUCUGGUUUUGCAGGGAGGUUUUUACUCGCUGUGGCCCUGCGGAGCCUGAGGAAGGAUUAAAGAUUGAUGAGAGCUCUCAGAAUCAGUUUAUUGCUCCAGAGAUCUUCGCAUGUGUUAUGAGUGGGAAGAUUGUGUUGCUGUUUUUUGCCUCAUAGAAGUUCAUGAGGCUGGCACAGCACUAAAGUGUUUGACAAUCAAGGUUGGAUUGGUCUUUUUUUUUUUUUCUUCACAGCAGAUAGCCUUUGGAUUGCUAGAGAGCUGUGAGUGGGCAACAGUGCCGUAUAUUCAGAUGUGAAAUGUGAUGAAAUGCUGGUCCUAUCAGUAUGAGAGGCCUUCAUUUUUUUCAAACUCUCAUACAUUUUGCCCGACUUCAAAGAUGAUAAGGGCUACGCUCACUCACUAUGGCAGAUAAUACCUGGACCAUCUUGAAUAAAUUCUCACUUUUGCCCCUUUGCUUCACUACAUCUGUGAGAAGAGAACAUAAACUGUAUCAGUUCAGCUUCAGUGGAGGUAUAUAAUGCAUUUCAGUUGAGCGGGAUUGGUUGGUACUGAUGUUCAACUGAAGAACAUGCAAUGCAUACAAGAGAUCAGAGCAGCAGAAAAAAAAAAAACACUCCAUCAUGUCCAUCCAUGCUUUUCCAUCUGUGAUCUUUCUGUGGAUUUUAAUGUGGAGACCGGAGAGGAAACAGUCGAGGUUUAAAUUAAAGUUUAAAUAUUGUGGAUGGAAUAUAAACAGCAAAAUGCAAACAUCCACUAAAGAGAGAAGUAACAAACCACAUCCUCCUAAGAGAUAAAAACCCCUGACAUUUUCUUUGAAUUUAUUUUUAUAUUUAAUUCUUUUCUAUGUUGCACUAAUACUUGCUGUGUCCACUGCUGUUCUUUUUUUUUUUAUUCAAAAUUGACUUUACAGGUGACUAAAAGGAUUUGUGUAAAAAGUUGAGAACUUCUUUCCUCCAUUAGGUACACCUGCGGCACAUAUUUCUAAAGUUGUAUUCUUCUAACAUCCUCUCAGAUUAUGAAAAGCAUCUAUAAUUGUGUUGCCAUUUACUCUCGUCAGCUUGCUGUGUCUGCGCUUGAUCUUUUCUGCAUCUUUUCUCUACCAGCAACUGAUGCAUUAGUAGACUUGUUAACAAGAAUAACAAAAGCAACUUCUUUGUGUUGCUUUUAUUAAACACAUUUCUUUUAACUCAAUCAUAGAUAACAAUAAGACAUGGCCAGUAUUGGUUAGUAAUAUAGUGAACAUCCCUCCUAACCCCAAUAUUGCAAUCACAAGUGCAGAUGGAGACAAAUUUUAGGGCAGUUUUUAUAAAUUAUGUUUAAUUUUAUUUUGCAAUUGGUUCUAAAUUGGAGACAUAAUGGAUUAAAUAACAUUAUAUCUUUGUAAAAAAUAAAAUAAAAUAAAAAAACUUUUCAUGUAAUAAAGUUGACUUGUUUCUCUUGUAUUUGACAAACAUCCUUUGAUUUUACUGUGAGUCAUGUCCAUACAGUCAUGUAUUGAAUGUAUUAAUUGAAUGAAUGUGGCACUUUUUGGGCCAAUAAUUACAUUUGCAGGAAUUUUAAUAUUAGAUUAGGUAAGAUUAGAUUGGAUAGACUAUAUUGAUCCUUCUGGGAAGGUUCUCUUUCCCUCAAGGAAAUUAAAAUUACAGCAGCAUCAGAAAGUACAGAAAAACAAAAUGAUUAAAUAAGUCAGAAAUAAAAAUGCAAUAUAUAUAAAAAAUAAAGAUAUAAGAAAAACGUUAUAUAAAUCAAGUAUUUACAUAAGUAAAAUAUAAAGCAAUGGACAUUUUCAUAUUGCUGUUACUACAAACACUGCUACUAUUACCACUACUAAUAUCUGCUGAUACCAGUAAUGAGCUUUCAAAGCUGUUAUCUGCCAAUAUUGAUAAUGUGUCACUGAUAUUGUGCAUCUCUAGUAGUACUUACAUUUGAGUUUGUCUGUCAGUGGUGCAUAUGCAGUGCACACCCGCACCCAAAACUGAAGCCAAGAAAAAAAUAGCAAAUAUAUUGAAUAAUGUUAAAGCCUUUUUAAUUAUUAUUAUUUUUUGUUAUUUAUUUAAUUAUGAUUUUUUACAUAGAGGUGAUAUUUUUUAUGCCUGUAUGAGGCGGAUACAACUGUGAAUGAAAUAGGAAACUGGAAAUGGAGGAUGGGAGAUGACAGAUGACCAAGAGCUGCCACUUUUGAGGGCUGUAGUUUUUUUUUCAGGGGGAUACUAAUUCAACAGAGUUUAAGUGGAGCCCCAUAAGUGAUUAUUUAUUUAAAUCUGUGCCUGGAGGUUUCCAGUAGACCUUUAUUAGUCUGUUAUUGCGAGUUUAUAACCUGACACAAAUAAUAACCACAAUAAAUUAUCAAUCAUUGGCAUCAAUAUGUAACAUGGCAGCAAAAUCUCAUAUCUGUCAACCUUUAAUGAUGCAUUUGAAACCGACCUGAAGCAGUGAUAGAAAUCUCCGUAGGGGAACAUAACCCACUGUAUUACAACAGGUUAAUUUUUUGGUGUUGACUUUAAUUUUUCAUCCAUGUGCUGUAGACUCAGCAUGGCUCCAUGCUUUCACUGAUGAACACCGGAGCAAACUGUCAUCUUCAUUUGGCAGCCGCUCACAAGCUUACACCCAGCAGCAUCCUACAGCACAGGGUGGAGAGUAAGGGGGGUAGGUGGGGUGCUAACAACACGGGGCUUUAUUACCUGGGAAAUUAAUGAUCUGAGAGACCAAGAUGAAAUGGCUGAACCAUCUGCAAGAAAUCAUGGUGGAGAGGACCUAUCCCCCUUUUUCCUAUCUGUGUCUUUCUACCCAAGCGUAAUGCUAGAGGAGCAUAAAUCAAAGAGCUAAUUCAUACUGUUAAGCGUGGAGACGCCACAGUUAGCAAACACAGCCUUAUGAUUGAUCACCUGCAAUUAUAGUUGAGUGGGUUAAGUUAUGUUUUGACUUCCGAUUUUAGGGAGCUGAUGACUUUUCUAGUAAUUUCUAAAAGUCAUCGCUGACAGAAGUGGAAAUAUAUAUAUUCUCAGAUUUAUUUUGUUAUGCUCCGUUUCUCAGUGCUGGUUUGUUUUAUGUUUUGAAGCAGCAGUUUUUUUGACGGUUAAAUAUUUUAUCAAUGACCUUUUUUCAGAAAGUAGGUGUGCAAUGACACCCACUACUAAAUAAAAGAAUCAAUCCAGUGAAAUAUUGAACAAAUAAACAUACAUCUUUGUUAAUUUAGUUUGUCUUUCUCCCACUUUUUCCCCCCCAUCAAAAUACUUUAUGACCUUUGGAAAUUAUUCGGUUUACUGCAGUGAGAGUAACUGGGAGAAGUCUGAAGCUCAAUAAAGUAGUGGUUGAUGUCAUUACUGGUGCAGGCCUGGUUUCUAUGGAAUGGUAGAGCUGGGCUGUUUGUGAUUGGCUGACAGGGUGUUGGACAGAGCCAAUAGCAUCACUUCCUGCUUUAUGUUUGGAGCACACGCUCACCAAUAAUAAGUGGAGAAGCACCCCCUGUUGCACAGUUGUAGAAUUCACCCUCCUGGCACCAUUUUCAGCCCUGUUGGGGCGCACUAGUCCGCUUUUUUUUCUCUCAGAGAUUAUAACCUACAGUUACUGAGCACAAUGCCACGAGGCCUCAGCAGUGAUCUACUUUAACGGCAGAUUUACCCCAUAAACCCCGAGGAUCCUGUAGCUGGAUUUGGUUGCACUGCGUCUGUAUGGUCAUGAUGUGUUCUGUCAAGUCGGCAUUGUGAGCUCAGAUUCGAGAGAAAGAAGUUGAUGAAAAUCGGGCUUUUGCACCAGGACUGGAAAAGAAAAGCUGUGGCCUUUCACAGUGAAAUUUGAUAGGAUUAUGCAGAUGAUCACACAAGUAAAGGAGCAGAGCCUGACACCAAACUUUGUUCAACUCUAUUAAUUGCCAUGAGGGUCUCGGUUGUAUUUGCACAAUUUGGAGCUCAACAAUUCAGUCCUUGAGAGCUAAUAUUUUCAAAUAUUAAAUAACAUGUUAUUGAUAUAAUGAAUUCCAUUAUUAGCCAUUAACUGUUCAAACAUGGUAAUAAAUCCUGGAGAGGAAAUGAGGCGGUCAGUUUGACCAAAAGCUGCUCUCUGUGGCUGUUUUUGAACCAACGGCAUCUUGACUUCUCUCUCGUCGGUUUUAUAGAAAAAUCUCCAGAUCCUGAAGAGUCAAAUAUCUCCCCAGCUGCUCAUCAAGCCCACUGGACCAUCCCCGCUUCUUUAGUUGUAGCUGCUGUUCAUCACAUGUGUUCUGGAGACAUGCAUGUCCUUUUAAUUGAGCUGUUAGCCGCUCUGCCAUUCAGACUUACAUACUGUAUUCGUCCCCUCAGCUGACAGGGUGCUGAACCAGGAGCUUCCUCAUAUGAAAAGCUCUGACCUUUCCUUUGUGGUGCAAUCAAAUGGGGCUGCCUUGGUCCUUGGCUCUGAAUAAUUAAUUCCUCCCCUCAGUAGGAGUGUUUGCUAAACAGUGGGGUCCUCUGCAGUUCACUUUUUCUGCACCACUGCCACUGCACCCUAGGGGAGAGACGAGUGUACGCUUUAGUCAGACUUAAGAUGUGGCUUUCAGAGAAAAGAGAGACAGUCAGGAGAUAUUGGAAAGCCUCUCUUUGCCUCUUUUCCUCCUCUGUAGAGAAAAGACAACAGCGUAGAAAAGACGAUAGUAAGAAAACUUUGCAUAUUCUUAGUCUUUUUAUGAUACACACAACUGGGGGACUAUUUCCUGUCAAAAAGUGGGGCUCGUCACAUCUUUUUAUCUUUAUGAAUUAAGCGCCUUACCGCGAAAGUGUGUGCGUUCUUCUCCAGUUAAUUUCUCUGCAACACACCAAUAACAGGAUAUUAACUCUGCUUUUAUAACUUUGUAGUUUAUUUUUAGAAUCCUAAUGCACUGAAACGCCUUUGAGUAUAUUGGUUCGCAGGACAGCCCCAAUAUAAACCAAUUGUUCCUCUUCCCGUCCCACAAACCAAUCCCCUGUGAGGGGGGCCCUAAUGCAACGCCCCCUACUGCAUUUGCCUCGUAACAGUGUCAUCUCCUCCCCCGGUGUGCACGCUUUCAUCAUCCAUAGAGGAAUAAAAUAUUGUAGGGAGAUGCUCCUGAACUCGUCCUCCACUGGCAGCGUGUGUGACAGCACACUUUGAUCUCAAUGUGAGAGGCUGAGGCUCCAGGAGAAAUUAUCAAUGAGAUGAGGGGAGAGAGAGAGAGAGAGAGAGAGAGUGAGUGACGGGAGAGCAAGGAGGUGGGAGCGAGUGCGAGCUGUGUGUGGAGGUGUGGUGUUUAAAGUGUGUGUUGUGGGAGUUAAAAGUGGCCCUUACAAUUAGAAAGCCAAAUUUGUUUUGUGGCACACAGGGAUUAUGGGCCCAGGCAGAAUUAAAGUAAUAGAAAAAAGGUUGGAAAUUCAUUAAAAAAAAGUAGGUAUUUGCUAUUCAGUACCCUUAAAUUCUGAAAACACCAUAAAAGCUGCAUUCGUGGCACCAUAUUAGCAAAAUAACAUGUUCCAUCCUGCACUCUACAAAUGCCUCUUUCAUUGUGUGCAAGGGGGCAGUGCAGGACUUCAUUAGAGACAAAAAAGUCCUCUAAACUGCUCAGCCUCCAUGAAAGCUUGAUUCGAGCUAAACCCUGUGAUGAAGUAUUAGCAGUGAAGCAGCUCCACGCUGGCUCUGCAUUAAAGCCAGAGGAUUCUGUCACAGAAUAAAUAACCUAACCUACUUUUUCCACUGGCAGAUAUCAGAUGAUCAAAUGCUUGCUUUUUUUUUCUCACUGAACAGCAGUUUAUUUGUGGAGUAUUUGUCAUCACAGAUUUAGGGGAAAUGAUGAUGCAAUCCCUUGUUAUUUAUUUAUUUAUUUAUUUAUUUAUUUAUUUAUUCAGAAAAAAAAAAAAAUCCCUCUCUUUGAGUAAGCUCUUUUAAAAUACUUUUGCAUAAUUUUACAGGGUACCUCAGGUAAUGUUUUGACAUAAUACUGGUUUCUUGUGAACAGUACGUGCACAUACUGCAAGAACAUAUGAAUAAAAAAUGCAGAAAUAUAUAUGAAGCUCUUUGCAAUGUAAGAAAGAGGGCUGUAAGAUAUGAUGCCUAAAGACCUAAAGUGAACUGUAUUUUAUUCCACUAUUUACAUACGUAAAUAAAUAAAUAAGUAAAUACAAAGUUUGAAUUUUCAGUGUAAUUUAAAAGUCUACAUGCUUGAAAUCUAGUGUAGAAUAAGAGGAUCCAGCCCGACUGAGGGAGUUUCCCCUGAAAAACGAACCUAUUUGGGACCUCUUUAUGACUCUAAAAUGACUCAUUAAUCUCACAGAGCUUUAUCUGAAACAACAACCAAAAAGACGACUUCCUACACAAACUUCAAGGAACUUUGAAGGAAAAAAGGAAAAAUUCAAACAGAGAAACUUAAAGCAAUAUACUGCCUUGUACAAAACUGGGGGAAAACACUUCAUGGCACAUCUGCAUAUGAAAAAUUGCAGUGUAAUGAAGACAUAUUAGCCCAUAGAAAUGUUAUUACGUGCACAGAGAGAGGGGAUUGUUUUUUCAGAGCGAGAUCAGAGAUGGUGCUGUCCUCGCUGCUUUGCUUUUUUAGUCCUGAUCUCAUCUGUUUGGCAUGAAGGGGGAGCUGUGGCUCCUCCUGUCCGAGCAGGGUUACAGCUCCGGGGCUUCACCGUGUGCCUCGCACAUUUUCUCACACUUUUCUGGCCGCGCUGUGCCACAUUGAUUUAAAUGUAUCUGUUGAGGGGAAAAUAAUCAAUGCAAAUUCCCUGGCAGUGCAGCCAACAAAUAAGACAUGUCUGAUUCAUCAAGCGGACAGUGCUAUAAAGACCACUCUUUCUCCUUUGUCCCAUUUCUCCCUCUCUCUCUCUCCCCUUCUCUAUCUCUCUCUCUCUCAGUCCUCUCUCUCUCUCUCUCACCUCUGGGCCACUUCACCCCUUUUUUUCCUCUGUUCACCUUUCUGUGUCUAAAAACUCUUAGGCUGAAUAAGUGGAAGGAGCUUUAUGGCUUUAAAUAUACCUAUGGAACUGCAGCAUAAACAAAAAAAUAAGGUAGGUGCAACUAUACUCAUCAAAUAGAUGUUUUAAUCUUUAAUUCUUUAAUUCUGCUAUUUUAAUUUAGGGAUGGAUUUAUGUUUAUAUUUUCUUAUCUGUUUCUAAAAUAGUUUUAGCUUGGAAGGGAAAAAAAUGCUCUCAAAUUUUUUUUUAGAUAUAUAACUUUUCUUCAAAAGUUCAUCACUUUAAAAGAAGAAAAGUUUUUAAAAAGUUAAUUUAAACCAUGCCCCUGGUUCUUGACCAAAUUAAAAUGAAAGUAUGUCAACAUGUCAAACAGGAAGGAAGUCUCACCUGACACCUAACCUCAACAUUUUGUUUUUGCUCCAGCUUGAACCAAACGGUCAAACUCUCUGGCUCCUAACAAGGGCAGAGUGUGUCGCCCCUGUGUAUGUAAAUUCACUACAUGUGUGCGAGAAAUAAAGGCAAGGGCUAUUUGGAAAUUCCUGUGUGAUGAAAGGGAAAGAAUACCCCCCAAAAAAUGAUUAAUGUGGUGUUCAGGUACACAGAAGAUUGAGUGAUCCUGUCAUCACGCCAUAUGGUACCAAUUUAUUCCGGCUAGCAUGAGGCAAACUCAGUGGAGGAGCUCUCACGACUGAGCCUCUAGCACUCUUCAAAAACAGAAAAAAAAAAAAAAAUUAAAUGGGUGAACACAUAAAAAAUAUAUAUGCAUUAUUACAUUUACAAAAAGAGAGUGCCCAAGCUGGGUCCAUAUUUUCAGAUUGUUCGGCUAAGUGCUGCCUGUUAUCUGUCUGGUGUUAUUUUUAAUUUCAAAAUGUCAUUUAUUGUGGAGGUGCUGGCUUAGAGAAAGGCCAUAAAUAAUUGCUCUGGACAUACUGCUAAAAAUCCUCUCCCAUUAUGAUUAUUAUUACUGGCAUCUUCCCAAAUUCUAUUUCUUUUCCCCAUGCAUGGAAAUUAAAUUAGCCACUGUGAAGCAGGUUAGAAAUGUAGGUGAAUGUUGUGCAGAACAUGUCAUGAGCGUUGUCUCUCCAUUUCCCUGGUCCUCCACCCCUCCUCCUCCUCCUCCUCCUCCUCCUCCUCCUCCUCCUCCUCCUCCUCGUUCUCUGUGGAGCCAGUUCAGAUGAAAGUUUGCUAAGAGUUGAGAGAAAAAAAAAAGCUGCAUGGAGUAAUAUCCUUGAAUCCGUACCAGCAGGUUCAGAAGAGUUGCAGCGUUUUCAACAAUACGGCUUUUAUUUUUGACAGCAACUCCAGAGGUUUCAUUCAGGGUGUACCGACACUGUUUUUAAAUCUAGCCAGGUAGGAGACAGAAAUGUAGUUUGGAUGUGACAAGCCUGUCUAAUCGGACUGAGAGCUGUAAUUUGACAUGGUUUGUUCAUCCUCUAGCACCAAAAAAGGGUCUUUUUCCAGAAAUAGACAUUCUGAAAUAGUGAGAGCUCUGUGUUACUCACUGACCUAAAAACGACUGCACAAUGCAUGCUCAAGGUUUAUAAAUCUGGAUGCAGAGAUGUAACUAUUAGUAACUAUAAUAAACUUGUUGUUUGUGCCAUUUUAAUGAAAAAACGUGACAAACAGUGCCUUUAUCUAUCAUGUUCAGGCUUUAUUUUAGUCCUAAAAAGGUACCCCUGUGAGAUAUGACUACAGCGUACUGUGUGUGAGGUAGUGUUUCCCUCUGCAGCCUAUGCGGUGCUUGACAUUUCGUGACGUUUCUGAGAUGCACCGAGUGCAGCUUCCCCGAAUCACGUGAUCCCAGUAUCUCCUUCUAAUGCUGCUCAAACAUGACUUUCAACUCUCUAAUCUCCUAUCUGGAGUCAUGAGCGGAAAUGAGUGUUUUUUGAAAAUGCAGAUGCCAUUGGCAGAGGAGGAAGAAAAAAAAAAACAGAGCGGGUUAGGGAGAGCUGGACUCCUAGCACUUUUCUUUUUCCCUACCUUGUUAUUUGUCGCCUCACCCCUGCAGGGCAUGCUGACAGGAACUGAUAAACCUCUUUAUGGGCUGAACUGAAUUGGCUCCUAUUAUCCAAGGUGUGGAGCAGCUCAAUGGUAGAAAAUAAAAGACUUUAUCCACUGCCCAUCUGCCCACCCGUUACUCUCUGCCCAGUUCCCUGGGAUUCCACGAGGCUGUGUCCCAUUUGUGCUUGUAAUAGUUGUAUAGCUUGGCCUGGAAAAAAAAAAAAAAAGACAACAUUAACGUCUUUGGAGAAAAAUAUAUUUUUCUGCCAAAUGCCUCAUUUGAAUAUGAGCCUAAUAGCCACAGCUUUUGCCAUGAAAAAUAAAUUGGAGUCAUAAAAAGUAUUUUAGUAUAUGGGUGUUGCUCCUGUUGUGUUAUAUAGGCGCAUAUCUGGGCGUGAUUGUAACACUGAACAGAGGAAAAGGAUUUGCUUAUAGAGGAAUGGAGCCAGAUCUUUAAUGUUUGACUUGUAAUCAAGAGAGGAAAUCUUUGAAAAGUCACUCUUGUGGCUUUUGGCUUUCUAAAAAGCCAAUCUGGCAUCAUUACAUUGUAACAGUGUUUAUUUUAAGGAUUUUGCUGUUGUAGCACAGUUUGAUUCUGAUGCCAGAGAAGGUCAUUCUGAAAAAACAAGGGGCCCCAGAGGGUUCGAGCUGUAGUCAGAUCACUUUGAACAUGUAGUGAGUUGACUCUUUGCUUCUUUUUAAAAUGAUGGGUAAUAUUUCCCCAAGUUAAGAAUAACAAUUGUAAUCAACAUGCAAACUUAAUCGUGAUUUAUUCUGAGAAAUAUCGAGAAGUCAUUUUCUAUGUUAAUCUAAAACUACGUGGGAUAGUUGUGCAGUUGUGUGAUAGUUAGACUAAUUUUGGACUCAGCCAUGUUACUUUUUUUUUCCUUUCAAGCGCUGUACAGAGAGAAAACAUAGGAUCUGUGUGUGUUUGAUAUAAAGAGCGACUUCAUUCAAACUUUAUUUAAAUGAGGUGUAAAUGAGAACGUUUUAAUGAGAACUUUUUUACACUGGAUUCAGCUGGUGAAAUGUGUGCAAGCUGAAAAAAGAGUACAAGUUUAAUCAAAUUGCAUUUUUUAUUUAUUGCGAUAAAUUCAGACCUCUACACCGGUAGUCGAUAAUGCUAAUAUUGUAAAGAGAAAUUUAUUUUUUGAUAUACGUUUAGAAGAAGGGUUUCAUUUUCAUUCAUAUCUACACUGGAAAUCGCUAGCAUGUUUCUUCAGUGUCACUUUCAACAUUUCAGUUAUCAGGAUGACCUUAUUCAGACAGGAGGGAGGAAGAGUUUUUAUUUUUUCACAUGAGUUAGACAGUUCAGCAGUCACGGUAAAUAUAAAUAACAAAAAAGUUAAUGAAGAGAAAAAUAAUAGUCAUAUCAGAAAUGAGUUAUAUAUAUUGUUAUUCAUUCGUGUAUUUGUUAUAAUUUCACUGGAUAUUCAAUCAAUGACUGUUGGUAAAAGACAACGUUUAUUACUGGACAAUAAAAAAAGAACCAAGACCCAGAGAAAGCAGUGAAUGACACAUAGUUCAAGUGGAUAAUACUCGACUUUUAAGAAGUGCUAUGAUAUUUACAAGUGCUACCGUAAUGCUCAGUUUGACUCAAAUCUACUCCUGAUCGCAUCAAGCUAAAGCGACUAAAGCUGAUUUUUGAUUGCUGACUCACUGCACAAACCUCCUGUCGGACUGAAAUGACAUUUCAGUCUGAUUAUUGGCUUUAAAAAAAUGUGAAGAUGCAAGAUGACGGUUAAAGCACGCUGUGUUGAAAACAUAUGGGAGCCUUGAGGCUGGCACAUGUCUCGCCAGUUUAAUGUCUGCUAAGUGCAGGAGAAUCACUGUCGCAGUGAUUUGUGUCUUUAAACGGGCUCUUUUUUUUUAGCGGUUUGAAGCAGGAUGUUUCACUUUUUUCGAACACUAGAAUAAAUUGAUCUUUACACAGAGUACAGCCUGGUGCUCAUUAAAAUGCAAAGAGGCUUUAUUCUUGAUUAUAGGGCCACCUGAACUGUACUCAUAGUGACUGAGGGCUGCAGACUGUCUCCAGUAACUGCAUGAAUUGUAGUGAUUUGGAAGUGUCCUUUUGGAAGCUGUAUUACAUACUCUAUUACUAUUCAAAAACUUGAGUCUGCUUGAAAUGAUAUAACUAUCAGAAGUACUGUAAUUGUUCUUAUGAAAUGGAUUAACAUGAUUUUAAAUUGAGCUGACAGUCUGUUCUCUUAAGUCAGACUGUCAGAAAUCCAAAGAAAAAAUGAGCAUACCGCCAAAAAGUCACUUUCUAAAUUAAUUUGGAGCUCACUGUUUGCCUUUUUUUUUUUAAGUGGAGGAAAAUUAUUUCACUGAAUGCCAAAUAACUGUUUUGGGAUUAAACUGGCUGUGAUUUUAAAAAUAAUUAAAUUAUUGCAGUGAUGCAUCGACAGUAUUUCAUCUUCAGUAGCUUAUCGAGAGCAGACUGCUGUUUUAAAGAGCCAAGUAAUCUAAUUUAUCUCACUUUUGAGCGUUUUGGUUGGUAUUGAUAAUAAACAACCCUGUUUUAUCUUGCAAAUGCAUACGUUUCUGGAUGCAUUGCCGUGCUUUUAAGGAUCUCAUUUUAAGCAAUUAACAAAAUGGCGAAAUGGCGACGAUCGACAGACUCAUCAGCGUUUAAAGUGUUUCAAGGUCAAAAGGGGAUGUCUCACAAAGAUCACAGUGUCACUUAAAAACGGCGCAGCGUCGGAGUCCAAUGAGACCUAGUUAUAAAGAAGUUAACUUAUUCAGUGUCACUCUGAGAAGACAAAAAAAAAAAGAAGCGUGUUGAAAUGUGAGAUUGUUGAAGGUGUCUGGAUUCAGUUGCGCUCACUUAAUAUUAGUAUCAAUCGUCUGGUUUAAGAAAAACCAAUGACAAGGAUCCAAAAUCCUCGAGAGAAGAGGGUUAGGCUCUGUGACAGGGAAUCUCUCCCUCAAGCCAAGUGCAUAAUGACUCUGUUUGCAGUGGAACGCGUGGAGCCAAAGAUGGAUGUCUAGUUUACUGUAGCACUAUCUGUGGAGUUUUGGACUGCUUUAAGCAAGUUAUCAAAGCCAUCUGUUAGGGCCCAGGGGCCGAGGCUGAUUAAUAUCGCCAAGGAUUGGGAAUGUCACAGAGGAGCUGAAGUCACAGACUCAGACUACAAUAUUUCUUCAGCUAAUUGAAGGAUUUAAGGCCUCACUCCAAACAUUGUGAUUGUGAUCUGUCAGCAAGGUAGCAUCAAGAAAGGUAUGACUCUGGGUCACGCUGUUUCUCAGUCAGUUUGGUCUGAAUACAAAAGAGCUGAAAAUGUGUUCAACUGCUUGUUUCGCAUGUUUUCAGAGCCAUAUGUGUGUCCUCUGUGGGAUAGUAUGUAAGUUAAUGUAUGCAUCCUGGCAAGAAAGUCAGCAACUGAGCCUAGAAACAGGCAAAGUUUUGGUCAGACUUGAUUGGUUCGAAGGAAGAAAGGAGAGUAAAAAGCCCCCAGGCUAAGAUGCCCAAGUGUUUCCUCAUGCAUUUUCUUAGAGUAAUUAAGCAGCUCACCAUAAACAAAGUGCUAUAGAGAGAAUUUAAGGUGUCGUGUUAAAUUUAAGUUGCCACAAAGUUACAGUUAGUUAGCAAUCAGUGAAUUACUACCCCAGUUAUAGUGAGCAAUUUUAAACCAGCUUUAAUCUUAUUAGCAUUUAGAUGGGCAUGCUAAAUGGGAUAUUGCACAGGACACAAUAAAAAAAGAAAACACCCAAUUCAUUGACUGUGUGCUAACCACUCACAAAUACAUCAAUAAAAACAAUCACCAGUCGUCCUGCACUGCCCAUCCUUGCCAUUUGAAUUAUUUCAGUUCAAUUUAACUGCAGCGUCCCUCCUCUCUCCGGCACACACCACAACAUUGGAAGUGCUCAGUGACUUUCUAUUUUGGACUAAUAAUCCAGAAAACAGAUUUCCCUUUCAGACCAGUAAGCUAAGCGUCAUUGAUAGUUAAAGGAAGACAUUAGCAUGAGUCGGUGGUUAAUGACAUUGUUUAAUGGUGUGUUCACUUCGUUAAUAUGGCUGACAACACAGACACAUUAUGCUCACAACUUUGAGUUGUUGGGAGUUCAGUAUGAAGAGUCACUUUCAGGGAUAAGUUCACAAAUUUUUUAAUAAAUCAUUUUUCAAAUGGCUUUCUGCCUGGAGGCGAGUCUACAGGGCGGCUGAACGGGGACUGAUGAGCAGGUUAAAAGUGCUAAACAUACAGGGCAAAUAGCCGGGAGCAAUCACAUAGAUUUCAGAAGAUUUAAAUAGCCAGCAAAUGAUGAAAAAUGAUGAUUUAAAAGAGUAGAGAGUGAGGGUUUUAAAUGGUGGCUACCCUGAGACUUUAUUAGUGAAGGCUUGGAAAGCUGAAUAAUGAAGUCUUUCACACUAAUUUAGAUGCUUCAUUAAAAUAAAAGGCUGUUUUGAAGGCUGGUCAUUUCUGUCUGCGAGUUCACAAAACAAGGGUGUAUAUUUGCCUCUUAAAGAGACCCAUAUGACACAGAAAUGCACACAAAGAGCUCUGAUCCUAUAGUGAACCUCCAAGAUAGCUCACAUAAUUAGUAUAAUCUCUGCAGGAUGCAUUCACUCCUUACAGUUAAUUAUAACAAAUUCCCUCUCCGUGAUCCACAGCGUGCACGGAUCAAAUGUUCCAACUGCAACAGACAGAUAGAAGCAUCUGUCACAAGUCUCCGUCUUCACAAACUCUAAGCCCUAUGUGGUCAUCCAGAGCCGCGUCGCCUUGUCUUCACAUGCUCAGAUGAAGAUAGCUCUUUAUAGCUCUGGUGCUCUUAUUGCUCUCUAAUUGUGGGAUUUCAGACCUGAACGCAUGCCGUUUCUUAAAAACCCUUUUCAUUGCAUUUAGAGGCCCUUAAAAAAGCGCGACGCACUCAACCUUGAGAAUGUAUCAAUAAUUCAAACACAUCAUCCUCUCAUGAUGGGGCUGUCUGAAAUUGGGGAGGCUGUGUCUGAGGGAUAAUAUUGCUCUCUGUCACAUCUGACUAGCUGUCACCUGCUCGAGCAUGGCUACACUGGGCUAAUAAAUGCAGAGUCAAGGCGGGCACAUUUUCAUGAUUCGCAGAACAGUACGGGCUGCCCUUUGCAGGAGAUGUGACUUUCAGAUCUUACAGUGAGCAUGCAGGAGCUGAAAAUAUUUUUUGACUAGUCGUCAGUUUAAAUAAAUAUUUCAUUCUGGCCAAAACAGAACAAACAUUUUCCCUUUUUUUUAUAUAGCGAACAACUACAUUUAGAAAGUGGACCGAUGCUGAAAUGAGUUAGAGCAAAUCUGACCGAUUUUUGACAACCCCAGUUUAGAUGAAAUAACUAAAUCUGCUGGCUGCUGAUUAUUUGCUCUAUGCACUCUACAUCUAACUUGGUGUUGCGCUUUGUGGUUGUAAGGUGCAUUACAGAAUGGGACAACUGAUGUACCUGCACCGAGGAUUCAUGACAAGUAUUAUCAGCACUGCACCAUACUCUUAAACCAGGUAUCAACUCUUGUAAUUGCACUGGAAAUCAAAUUCAGUCUCCAGUGUUCGUGCCUUUCAUUACUCUUAAAAAAUGAUCUUAGGGACUACAUUAUGUUUUAAGUUAUAUUUUAUAAUGUAUUAUAAUUUGUCAUACUACAUGAAUGUGCAUGUUCUCUUGCUGUAGUUUCAAAAUUGAAAUUAAAUUAGUUGAAUGACUUAAAGAACCGGAACUAGGCAUGGGCAAUCUGGGCUGAUGAAUUUAUCACAAUAAGUUUUGCCAUUCUGGCGAUAACAAUAAAAGCUACAAAAACUAAAUACAUAAAUAAAUAAAAAAAUUUCUAAUUCUAAUCCAUGUUUUUCACUCAUUCUGUCUGGACAACCCUACAGUCAUUGUUCUUGAAUGGCACUUAUCAGUUAGCAUAUUCAAAUAAGAUACUUAACUACAAAUUUAAGUGGUAAGUCAUGGAGAAAAUUUGUGACAUCAAACAAGUCUGAAAUGUAUGACAGAGUAUUAGGGCCACAUUAAGAAAAAAAAAAUAUUAAGACUUCGUAAUUACUUACGAGAAUAAAGUCGUAAUUAGAUCAUUAUGUACGAGAGUAAAGUCGUAGCUAAUAGCUAUUCUAACCUGUUGUUAGUUGUUUAAAUGAGCGCUGUGGAGCAUUUAGAUGAAUUGAACUUUAGUAGCUAGGUUUCACAAACAAGGAGAUAAAUCCUUUGGUGUUUCAGCAUCACAUUGUCGUAAGUAUCAGGACAUAUGCAAGAAAUGUAUCUUUUCAGCAGAAAGAACCAGGCGGACUUGUAGGGAAUCGCUGUUUUUGAGGAGGUGGAAAUGGCUGUGCAGAGGUGAAAUCCCUCAAUGCAGCCGUUUAUAGCAAUAGCAUAUGGCUUUAGUUUAUCAUAUGAAUCUAUGGUGCCUCUGCAGGUGUAGGUUGCUGCUGGUGUUGUGCUGGCAUCAGAGCUCGACUCCCUCUGAAUCACAAAUGUUGAUCAUCAGUUGGAUUAUUUCUUGAGAAACCACAAAAGCCCCCUGAAUGGCCCACUGAUGCACCCACAGAUAACUCUGCAGUUGACCAGUUUCAGCCAUUUCCUCCUCCACAAAAGCAGCUUUAAGACUUUAUUGACUUUAGGACUUUAUUCUUGUAAGUAAUGAUCUAAUUCUAAGUAAUCUCAAAGUCUUGAUUUUUUUUUUCUUGAUGUGGCCAUAAUACUCGUAGAAAUGUGAAAACACUUUGUACAAUAAGAGUUUUGAAUACAUGUUUAGAGUGAACGGCAACAGAUCCACUGUCUAAUGACAGGCAUACCUCUUUGCCUUUUUCUAAGCCCCAACCUUAAAGGAAAGUUUCUCGCAUUUAUCGUGAGAUGGCAAAAAUUAAUUGUGGAGGAUUUUUCUGACGAUUAAUUGUGAACGAUAAUUUAUCGCCCAUCCCUAACCUGAACAUAACUUUUUAUACUGUAUGUGCAACCAAGAUGUUAAUGGAAAUUUGUUUAAAGCGCGAAAUUACUUAACAGAAUCUUACUGGUUGAGAAUUUUGGUUGGACAGAUAAAAGAGAAAAAAAAAACAGGGUUAGGGUUAAGUAGUCUAAUUGUUGGUUGAGAUGAGUUGAAGUCAGAGUGAAAUCAGACACAUUCAAACAGAAAAACUUUUUUCUCCUCUCAUUGUGGACAGUUUUACUUUGAGUCGACAGCAGUGUAUCUUCAUCUUGUGCAGCUUUUAUCCUCAAGCUCCAGCCUGCUUCCAACUCUUUAUGUGUCGUCUCAAUGGGAGAACUACAAUUAUGCAUGUAACUUCAAUGAGAAAUCUGAUACAUUCUCUCUUUGCAUAAAAAUCCUGCCCUUAGCAUUAAAAGACUGCGCUGCUACUGUGGAUUUAUCGAGCUUUAUCUGUUUGAAAAAAAAUCCUUUUCCAAAUUCACAUGUGAUCAAUCCAGUUCUGUGAUCCAUAUUGUACAUCGCAGCAGUAGAAAGCCUGCAGUGACUGAAGUGAAACACUUGAGUAAGCUCUUGAAUAUUUUAUUGGGUGUGAUGCAAGAGUUGGGUGCUGUUGUCGAAUCUGUAAAAGGCCAUCGAUGAAAUUCAUUACGCAGUGUAUCAACUUUAUUAAAAGAUCCGCCGAUUGAGUAAAGAGGUCUUGAAAAUCUAUUACCUGUUGUCAUUUUCCUUGAUGAGAUAACAAUGGAUUUGACUUGACUCUUCAAAUUAGAUUCAUACAUCAUUGUGACUCAAAAUGAAUACAAGGUUUUUCUGAUCGAUUUGGUUCCUUCCCAGUAACUCCUUGUACCAGAUAACCAAACAUGGAUAAUAAGAAGAUAGGAGAAGUCAUUAGCCACUGUUAAUCACGAUGGAAGUUGGUCUUGUUCAUUGUCGCUCCAGUAUCUUCGACCUUGUGCGGUGAGAAUAUUUUGGUGAUGUAAUGUAAUCAGAGAUGUCUAUCUCAGAGAAGUUUUGGCUCAAUUAGUCCUCCUGAACACUCGAGGCUGAGUGCCGUGCUAAUUUUAUCCUCCACUCAGCACCUGCAGUGCAGUCAGUGCGCUCUCACAUGCACUAACUUUGUGAUAAGGAAAUAUUCAUGAGGCAUGUUUUGGCGUUAGUUAUCCACAGGAGUUUCUUGUCAUUUUAUUAAUAGGGGAAUUCUUGGAACUUGUGCAGGACUACAAACACAUUAAGCAGAUUACAUCAAAAAUCAACAAUCAAUGUGGUUGGAAUUAGAGAACGCUGCCGUGCUCAUCUUCGCCCAUUUGAUUAUCUUGCUUAGUCGCCUUUCAACAAACAUCCCCCAAAAAUAAACAGUCAUGAAGAGAUAAUGUUAAGUUUCAUCGGGAACGUGCUUUGCCUCCCCUGGACUGGGGAGAUGUUUGGACAGUCGAGUGAAAAAUUGCCCCAAAAUCUGACCAAUGAAUCGUUUUACACAUGCUUUAAUGCAUUUCAUAAAUAAUCUGCCCGAGAAGGUAAUUAGUGCAGGUGUUUACACAUACUUCUGCCAUCAGGGUGCACAGUAGGAUCGCAGUUGGCUGAGUGAGUUUGAGGUUAUUAAAUUAGGCCCAAAGUAACAGGAAGAAGGAUGAGCUUCAGUUAGGCAGGUAUGAGGCACAGCAUAUCGGCCCUAUUUAUCAUCCAAACAAAAAAAUACACAUUCAGGAAAUUAUGCAUGUUCACGUUAUCUCCCUUAUGAGACACAGAUUCAGUGUUUCCAUAAUCAGGCCAGUAUGCAGAAAAGAUUUUUCAUAUUCAUGAGCGGUCAAUAGUAAAAUAACAUCUCCCAAGGGCAGGUUUCCAAAGACGAACAAGGGGUUGCUCCUAAAAAUGUAAGAAGUAAACUGCUGAACUUUAUGCAACCAAACAGGAGGGUAAAUCAUCUACACCAGGAAUUAACAAUAUACUGCAGAAGGAAUAAGAAAAUAGGAAAACUGAGAUGGUUUUGCUAGCAUCUUAAAACUUUCUUUGCAAGGCCUUUGAAGAUCCUUCUCUAUAUUACAUUUAAAAACCUCAGAGACCUCUUCAUCAGUUUCCCCUCACUGACUGGGACCUGCUGUCUGCCUGUGUCCUACUGGCAUCACUGUUGAAACAUUUCCUUCUGUCACUUUUUCACAAAGUCAGGUUGAUGACAAGCCGAUCCCUGGGGGGAUUCUUGAGCAAAACAACACACUUGUUUUUUAAGAAAUUUACAGCAGACAAAUAUCAUCUUUGUCUAUGGAGGUUAAUAGGCAGGGACGCCAUAUGCUGGAAGGUGGGUGAGGUCCAAAAUCUCUGGUUGCCAGCCCAUGUAAAAAAAAAAAUAGAUCAUUAGGGAUGACCAUACUUAGACGGGAAGCAAGGAUGACAGGUGGCGUAUUGUAGUGCAUUGUAGUUUGCUGGUAGUUUGAUCUAGAAAUUGGAGAUUAAGUUGUAUAUAGGCCGUCUGGUGGGACUAGCUCACACUUGAGGGUUUAAACCUGCACAGAGAACCAGUGGUGCUAGCUCUGCCAACCGUCAAUGGAAGUUAAGCUAAACACUGGCAGCAACUCAGCUGCCUGGUACAUCCAUUGCGAUUGCAAUUUUCGUCCAACUCCACUCCUUUUCGCUUUGUUUGUGGCAUGAUUUUUGUACAUUUGUUUUGGUAUGCUUGUUGUGCUCCUUUUUCACUCAGCUUGCUUUCUGAUUGGCUGUUGUUUUGUUCUACUUGGCUGUCAUUGGGGUCCUCCCAAACAAAUUAGGGUAUUUGAUUAUGAUCAGCAAACAGGUUUAAGACAAAUGAUUUCAAAUCGGGGGGCGGCCCCAAUCCUCUUGUGAGCAAAUUAGGGAGAGUAAAUCACUUUUAACAAACACCAGAGGUCUAGAUGGAAAAUCCUGGAGGAAAAUCUAAGGAGCUUUGAAAAAUCUCUUUUUUUUAUUAUCAUUAUUUUUACCUUUACACUUGUUGAAUGUCAAUGAUAACGAGAGGAAAUCAUUCCCCCCAGAAUAUACGUAGUUAUAUCUAUUUGAGGUGUUUGAUGUUUAUAUGACUUGAAAAUAAAUUAACAUAAAUUACAUAUGUUAUAUUUGCUGAUUUACAACAAAUCUUUGUCUUUAGCACGUGUCCAACCAUAAAGGGUAAAUAAUCUAAGGGAAAAACAAGGGUUACUUUUCGAUUCGAUCGCUUAUGAAAUAUACAGUAUAAAGACACCAAAAUUGUCAUGCAACUGUGUUUUCAGCAGUUGAUUUGCACACAACAGCAAAUAAUCAACUGAGCAAACAGUUUUGUCUAAAAAUAACAAAGACAGAAACAAACAAAAAACACGACUGAUCUCAUUCUGCAUUUUAAAUGCGAGCCCAGUCACGGUCAUUUGAAUGCGGCUGGUCUAAAUAAGCAGCGGGGGUGCCACCGCUGUUAGAUUUCAAGGUCAUCCAGCAAAAUAUUAAUCCUUCUUAAACAAGACAAUGUCAUGCAGCAAAGCGAUGCAUCAGACAACCAAAUGAAUGCACAUGCAUGUUCCUUGUGGAUUUCUUUGUUGUGUAAAAGUGGUAGUUUAAUGGAUUACCUCCCACUAGUUGGGAUGAAGCCAAAAAUAAUUGCUGCUGUAUUUUGUUUGCGCUGUAAAAACCUUGCCUUAUAAACCACUAUGCAGCAUUUGGCAUCUGAGAGCCCAUCCAAUUCAAGUACCUGUCACUCAAACUGGACUCCCUGGCCUGUGUUUCAUGUCUGUCUGGUACCUGAAGCUACAUGCCCUCUCUCUUUCAUAGCUGAAGCUCAGGGUUGCUCUCAGUGUGAAUGCUUGGGUUGGCAUGAGUUGCCUCAUAGCGAGACCUCGCUGUGUUUGAUUCAUGGUCAAAUCGCUGUCCUUAGUGAAUAUGUUCUCCUUUUGAAUGUUGCGUGGGAGAACUGUUUCCUUCCAUAUUAUAAAGAGUCGGGUGAAGUGGAGACUGUAAAUUACCCAUAAGUGUGUCUCUAUUAGUCUCUCUAAGAACUGGCAACCCAUCCAGUGUGUCAUGAAAGGAGAUAGAAGCCUUAAUAUGCCUCAAUUGGAAAGAGCAGAAACUAUAAUGGCCCUUAGUUUAAGGACGGUUAUGUGAAUGGGUUGCUUUAUAGUUGAACACAUUGGAACAGCUGGUGCUAAUGGACUAAAAAGGUGGCACUAAUUGAAAAGAGUUUGGUGUGUGGUUUGCUGUUACCAUAGUUUAUUACCUGCUGAUGUUAUGAACUACUUCACCUAAUGUUAUUUAAAAUUUAUCACAGAGGCUGCGCGGUGUUUAGAUUUAAAAGAGAUUUCUCCAGCACCUUUGUUGCACUCAGUAAAAACUAUGCACUUAGUAGCUGUCAGCCACCACUUAAACCAGGGUCCUGGAAGGGAUUUAUCAAAGCUUGCGUUCUUAUUAAGUAAAACUAUUUAAAUCAACUUAUCUGUAUGACACUUUCACUGUGUGUGUGGAGAGCCCCCCGAUUGUAAGGUAGCGCCAGUCGGCGGUGCCAGUAAAGUCCUUCAGAAACAGAUUGUGUCGGAAGUGAUUAGUUUCACACCAUUCAUCAAAAUCAAAAAGCAACCCAUAAAGCAGCAAUAGUUUUCACACUUGGCAAGCUGACACAUCUUAAACAUUUUCAGAUUCAGAUUCAGUUUGCCAGAACAUAAGGUUCUGAAAACAACAUAUUUAACACGGUCCAAACAUCACUGCGGAAAGAGCCAAUAACAGGGGAGGGUUACGAUGUGUAUGAUUGUUGAGAAAUUGGUUUAGCACAUAACAGAAAACAGUGACAGUCCAUGUUGGAGUGCCUUAAAUGCCUGUGAUGCGCAGUAGUUGGUAAUUAUGUGGUAUGAAGUGUUGACUGGUGAUAUCUUGAUCAAAUGGAUAAUUACUGGAUGUAAAUUAGGGGAAUUUUAUUUUAUAUAUAUCCUCGAGUAUCCUCGAGAUAAUGUUUGUAUAUAAUUAAAACAAUUAUGUACAUUAACAUCUUCCAGUUACAUAUUUUCAACCAGAAUGAGACAAUGAAAGGUUGACAUGUUACAUCUGAUGUGAAUUCCACUUUGUUAUAUAACAUUGCCAUUAAAUCAGUGACAGUGCACUUGGUUAGUUUCUACAAACCCCGUUCUUCCCUGAGCUGUCUAUUUUACUUUAGUUUCUGAAAUCUCACAAAAAGUUUGGAUGUGAUCCAGGGCCUCAGGUGUUUUGUCCACAGUGGAAAGAAAAGUGAAGUGGAAGAGUAGACAGUCGUGUGGGGGUCUCUCAGUAACUAAGCGGAGUAUCAUCCUGGUGAUAAACUCAGAGGCAUCUCUACCUCAGCUGACCUCAGCCCUUUAAUUUCUGUAAAAGUUCGUAGCAACACGAGGAUAAUAUAUGUUUAAAAUAGAUUCACUUUUUAAAAAAAGGCCCAAAUUUUGAGAUUUCAAUGGCAGCAACUUAUUGAAAGUCAUCAAGUGUUACUUUACUGAGGAGAAGAUUUGUUAUCAUUGAUAUGCUUGAAUACAACAACACUGAUGUUGAUCAUAUUACCUAUCUGGUAGCUUUUUAAGUCAUAUAAACUCGUAUUUAUAAGAAGAUAAUGCAGUAAUUAAUGAUAUAAGAUCAAGUAAAUUGACAAAAGUAAGCCUUCCAAAAAUAAAAGGACAGCUGGAAAUAAGUCAUAUGAAGGCCAAAUCGAGCACUCUGUUUGAAGACAGCUGAAAAACAAAGAAGAAAUGUGGUAACAUCUGUGGGCUGUACACGGCCAUGUCUGAGAAUUCAUUCCAUGAAUCAAAUGAACUGUGAAUCAAACCUGGUCACUGGCGUUAGGAAUAACAACGUGGAGAAAGUAGAUCUCCCUUCAGGAUGGUGUUGUUUGCUCGUGUAGAUCAUACAGGGGACAAAGUUGAUCAAACUAGACUUACAGAUUUAAGGUAAGCAGAGAAUCGUGGUUUUGAUUAAUGUUACUAAGAGAUUGUUCUAGGCUUGCUGUAUGUAGAAAAAGUGUCACAGGAUUACUUUGUAGUCAUUCAGCGCUUAAAAACAAUAUGUUUGUUUGAAUCACAGCCAACACUGACUUCUAUCAUAUGGUGUUUCGUUUUGCAACAGCCAAAACCAAAGCGUUUUUGCAGGUUUCACCCUAACAGAGCAGGAUUUUUUUGGAGUCAGGUUUACAGAGCUCAGAUUUGUCCAGCCAGUACAAGUUCUGUGCUGAGUAAUAAACUUUGAUGUAUGAGGUAAUCACAGAACUCUGAAUUAUUGCCCACCUUGUUACACUUUCUGGCAUCAGGGAGAGUUUGCAGCAAAGGCACAGAUGGUUGAUUCAUAGAAAAUCAACAAAACAUAUUUAAGGAUUGAUGUUCAUUUUUACACUUUCGGGAGGCAAAAUAAAAACCGACUCCCAAAAGAGAAGAGGGGGUCAUUUUUUGAUGCUUAUGGUUCACUAUUUUGACAGAACCCAGCUUUUUUUCCUUUAUGUAGCUCAGUAAAUACUGAGUUCAGCACUUUGAUUUUUCAGUCUGAUGAGAGGAAGACCUUUGUGUGUGUGUGUGAGAGUGAGUGUGUACACGCAAAUGGUAAAACAGCCUACAGUACUCCUAUCUAUCUAUCUAUCUAUCUAUCUAUCUAUCUAUCUAUCUAUCUGUCUGUCUGUCUGUCUGUCUGUCUGUCUAUCUAUCUAUCUAUCUAUCUAUCUAUCUAUCUAUCUAUCUAUCUAUCUAUCUAUCUAUCUAUCUAUCUAUCUAUCUAUCUAUCUAUCUAUCUGUCUGUCUGUCUGUCUGUCUGUCUGUCUGUCUGUCUGUCUGUCUGUCUAUCAUUAGUUUUUGUUUUGUUUCUCAGGAUGAAAGUCACUGAAAACUGUGCAGGUGACAGGUGUUCAAAUGUCUUACUUUGUCUCGCACGUUAAUUGAAAUCACAGCAGCUUCUGAGGAGCAUUACCACUCAUUUAAUGUCGUGUUGUGACAGCCCUGUCAUGCAGGCUUAUAUGGCAACACCGAACACAGAAAAAAAGGAAAAAAAAGAGUUGUCCACGUGUUUGCUCAUGCUAAAUCACCACCUUGAGAAAAAUUCCCUCAAAUUUAAAGUGUAAUUAGCUGUAUGAAAGUGCAUGGCAGUUGUGCUUUCUGCUCCCAGUCCUAUCUGAACACUCAGUAUUUUGUCUUUGGCACACAAAUAGGGCUGCUGCAGUGUACAAGCACUGAUGGUAACAGUCUUCAUUAAAUUAUGAAAUAUUGAUACAGGACUAAAAAUAAGCAAACGGUUUUAACGUGGGUUCAUAGCGGUGGUCUUUUAGACUGGUGACCACAUGUUAUUAAACAUAGGAGAGCUGAAGCAGCAGCAGAUGUCUGCUUUCUUAAGAGAUUAUUAGAUACUUUUAAAAACUGGAAUUUUAUGAUUUUUUUUGUCAAUCUAGAAUCUAGCAUUGAAGCUUGUGUCUGUGGGUAACUAAUAGGGUUGCAAAAUUCCAGGAAUUUUCAAAGUUGGAAACUUUCCAUGGUAAUUAACGGGAACAAAUCUGAAAUUUACAAAAUUGAAGGUUAGCCCUCAACAGGGAACUUAAAUAAAGUUCGGGAAAAUAUACUGUAGCAUAAUCUUGGCUAAAACAACCAGAUUUAAUGCAAGUACACUCCUCAAUCACAUGCACACAGCACACUGCGUACUGCAGGGCUGUUGAGGCCACACCCCCUACAUGCACUGUGCAUUCCUCCAUCACAUGCACAGAUGAUUUCUUGAACCCUGGAGGCCACACUUUUGAGCCCAAACACUAUAUAAAGUCAAGUAAGUUUUGAUAACAUUAUGGGGUAAAUCUAUUUGAAAUAUAAUCUUAUUAAUUUUUAACUUGCAAAUAUUAAAUAAAAAUAGGUGUUAAAUAUAAGCUACUUUUCAUUUCAUUGACCAUUUAAGGGGCCAGCUUAUUAUGGUGGUGGUAGCUACCUCAGAGUGAUGCUGUUUCUUUUGUAACCAUACAAUAAUUUAAACAUCAAUUGUCAAAUAUUUUGAAGACCAUUCCAGUUGUUUAGCGAACUACAUUUAUGUUCAUGCCAUUGCAUUAGUGUUUUUACAAGCUUUUUAGUUAUUUUAUUCUACAGUUUCCAAUUUGGAAUAUUUCCAAAGUUCCCCAGCUUAACUUCCAAUGGAAAGUUUCUGAAACUUUUCUUGGAAAUUUUCCACCCCUUUGCAACCCUAGUAACUAAUCAACUGAAUGCCUUUACCUUACUUUCACGUUUUACCAAAAGUAGCACUUAAAAAUAAAAGCAUAGUUUUAAAUUGAAGGGAAAAAAAUAACAAAAUAAAAGCAUCCAAAGAAAUCGUUUCAUGAGGCUUUGUAUGAGGUAAUCUAUUGGGUAAUUUUGUAAUAUUGAAUUUCAGAUUAAUCUCAUAUCCUAAUCUUACUUGCUGAUAAACUUUGUAAAUCUCUAGUUUCUGUUUGUCUGAAGGACUUCUGUGUGCCUCCAUGUCGAGGUUCAGGUCUACAAAACCCCUCCUAACUUGACUGCAGGUGUAUCUUUGUUCAAACCAAAGUCAUUCUGUGCAUGUUAAAAAAAACCAAAACACAUAAAUAUUCCAUCCGCUUUUACCCCCUUUAGUGACAACUAAUUAUUCAGCACUUUGUUGUGAUUUCCCAAAAGGCAGACAUUAACAUUCAAACUGAUGAAACUCCCAUAAUCAAAGAGUAUUAUGGGUUUUCUGAUUCUGUGCAUUGAUGUGCAUGACUGUCGGAUAAUGCAAAACAUCAGAAAUAUCAAGUAUCAAACCUGCACCCAAAAAUGGAGCCCAGGUAUGCUGAAUGAUUGACAUGCAGUGAAUCCUUCAAUAAUCAAAGGGUGCAGUAAUGCUGCUUGUUUCAUGUGCAGCCGUCCUCUCCAUCUGAUUGCUGCCUGUGGAAUGUGGCUGUGCCGCGGACCAGGACUUUAAUUAGAAACGACUGGUUUGAAGUCAGACCGGCCAUUAUCUGGCCACCAGAAAGAAAGCGGGAAUAUACACAGACUCUGUUUUCAAAGCUCGAGUAGAUAUGUAUCAAAUAGUUACACAGAUGGAUAAAUGUGAUUCCACGUCUCGCUUGACAUCGUUGCUAAGCCUGUCUUCCACUUUUCAUGCUACUGUGAAAUUACUCGAUUUGCAGCUGCUGCAGGCACAGGCUCGAGGACAAGAGAGUGGAACAGGAUUGCAGAUGCUGAAAUUUGUGCAACACCAUAACAGAAUCAGUGGCUCUGUCUGGAUUUAUCUGAUAAAUCACUCACUGAUGCUUUUACUGCAAUAAAAUGCAACCCGAAAUUAAAUGAAAAUAAUCGUGAGGGAGUCGUCUUUGUGAGUCGCCUUUGCUGCUUUUUGUCAAUGAAAAUUCAGAGUGUGUUCGAGCUUAAAAGAAAUAUGGAAAAGCUCGUGCUUGAAUGAGGAGGUAAAAUGGCGGAGAAGCCCUUCACUUGUGCCCCUGAGUGUCAGCUGGUUGGUGCCUCUUGAUGUAGUCGGUUUGCUAGCAGGCCUUUCUUUUUGCAGCACUUUUCACUGUGGCUCUGUCGUCUUGGGUAGUCUUUUGAUAUUUGUCAGGUUAGACUAGAACCAUGUGAAACUUUCAAAAGAAAGCUGUUGGGGGUUUUCUUUUUCUUUUUUGUUCAGUGUUGAGGAGCCUUGAAUUGUUUUGCUAAAUUCUACAAAUCCAGAGUUUUUCAUUUCUGAGACUUUUUCAAUCAUUAUUUUGACCUUUGAGACACUAAAAGAUUUUUUUUUCUUCCAUUUCUGUGAAUUUAUUGUUUUUCUUUCGCCAGUCAAGUAGGUAUUUGUCAGUAUUAUAUUUGAGUGUUUGGGCAGCUUUUUACAUUUUGUGUCUCAAGGCUUCCCAGCAGCCAUUUUGACAUAACUUUGUUAAUAAACUUUGUUUAAAUAGAACAAAUACAAGCAAAAUACAGUUGGAAAACAGCAAAGAUGAAUAACUAUGAGAGUUUUCUCACCAACCCAUCAGUGGAAAAAUUAACCAAGAAUAAAGAAAGUAUUCCUCAAAAUUUGGCCAUUACAAUCUUUAUGAAAUCUCUACAAUGGUCUUAAGCUUUAGCCUUUUACUUGAAAUAACUGAACAGCGAACCGUGUGCUGUGAAAAUCCAGGAAAGCCCCCCUUUAGCCAUGCCACUUGCUGUCUUCAGCUGUGGUCUCUUUAAUUACAGCAGAAACAAUGGGUCAGUUGUCUCUAUACAGUUUAGAGAGUAACAUCUUUACAACAUGGAGCAGCAUGGAGAAAGCAGCUGUCAGCGAGGAUUUCUCUCUCUCUCCAUUUUUCCUCUCUCCCUUCCCUUUUAUCUGCUCGGCUGCGAUGUUGCUAAGCACCGGGGUGAGCGCCCAUGUUUGAGGAAUAUAUUUGAGUGAGGAAAGCCAUCCACAUAUUUAUUCCUUUCCUCACUGCUGGAUGAAACCACUCAGCAUUUAGAAUAUGGGAUGAGUUUCAUCUGUGCAGGUAUGCCACGGUGAGCUAUCACCAAAGCCCCAUGAUAUUUCAGGGGAAUUUUAGACAUGUGCAUUGCAAUGAAAUAGCUGUUGCAGUGUUGUAUUUACCAGAUAUAAUGUAAUAUAAACAAUGGUGUGGGUAUAAAAGGAUGUUUGUUUGUUGUGAUGCUGGCCAAGAUGGAGCUGAGGUUUGAAUGAGAGUUGGAGGAUAAAAAUUUUGCGUGGUUUAAGAGAAACAAGACGCUUGUUUAAUUUUAGGGUGAUCGCAACAAGGCUUUAAGAUACAUUUUCUCAUAUUUUUUGUUGAUAUAGUCCUUUUUGUAGCAAGCUAAAUCACCUAAUUGUAGCUAUUAUUAAAAAAUGGAUGAGUUGAACUAAUGCAAAAGUUAUUAUAGCUAAAAGAGAAACUCAAGUGUGAUCUAACCACACAGAAGUAUAGUAUUUAUCUAAAGUGACCUGGUGCAAAUGGAACCAAAGAGCUGUCUGAUUCUGUAUCGUCCAAUCAAGAUUCCCGGUGUGAAAAACCUUCUUCUUUGUCACGACUGUCUGAUGACAGCAGUGGGAUUUCCAUAGAAUAGCAAGCUGUGCAGCGAAUACACAGCGCGGUGGGUUGUCAAACAGUUGUACUUAUGAGAUGCAUAAAAUAGCUUGAAAUAAGGUAUAAGCUGGUUUACACCCAGACGGUUACAUGUUAUGUUGCAGAGUCAAAUUGAACAGAACAAAGUAGUGUUUAACCGUCUCCCCUGCAGUGCUGAAAUAAUGACCCGUCUUCAUCUGUGUGUUGUGAUUUCUCUCUCUCUCUCUCUCUCUCUCUCUCUCUCCCUCUCUCUCUCGCUCUCUCUCUCUCUAUAGCUCUCUAGCUUUUCUUCCUCUCCGUCUCUAACUCGCUGCCACUUUUUCCUCAUUUUAGCCAAUCCAGAUAUGUGGCUCAGCAGGAGAAAAACUGCUGUACUGAAACAAGACCAUGAAUAAUUAAAAAACACUGUUAUUAAUGAACUUUCAGACAUUAUGUUAAUGAGCGAGUUCAGUCUAAUUUGUCAGCCAGACUUUUGUUGUCUGUUCCAUCACUUUUCUAUGCAUAUUAAGGGCCUAAUAUAAUAACCCCAAUUAUGACAGGGGAUAAGAGUUGCAUCCUUGUAUGGAACUAAAGUGCUGUUGGACUGCUAGCUUGGAACUAAUGACGCAAAAACCCCUCUUAUUAUCAUUUACUAAUGCAGGAUUAGUUCAGCUGUGAUUUUUGUCAAGUUUAAAAGGCAUUUGUUGAGAGUCACUUUCUGAAACUGGUCCAAGUUUGGCAUUGAAGUUGUAUUUUUGUAGUUUGAGCAACUUGAAACUAAUCUUUUGCAUUAAAAAAAAAGAACUCUAAGGUAGGGCUGGGCAAUAUGGCCUCAAUUUAAUAUCAUGAUAUAUUGAGCGGUUCACUUUGAUAACGAUAAAUGGAUGAUAACUACUCCACAAGCUGCUCACCCCCUCCCGCAUUAACUUUGUCAACUUCAGCCGCUAUAACUUUUGAACCGUCCUCCAUCUCCUCACCUGUCUUUCCCUCUUUGUUAUGGACUGGAUGGGGUGGAGUCACGUCUCUGACGUAGGACAGCAUCUAAUAGAGACAUGAGACUAUAGCCUAUCGACACACAUCCAAAACCAACUUUUAUUUAAUAAUUUUUUUGACACCGAAUAUAUCAAUAUGGGGAAAAUGACGUGGGUUAUUGUAGUAAAUUUCGGUAUCUGUAAAUUUUCGUUUUAUCACCCAGCCCUACUAUAAGGUCAAAUGAGUAAUGUGAAGUAUAAAUCAGGCUACGUGAACAGCUUUAUCACCAUGCCAACUCACUUGCUGUAGAUGUUACAGACUUUUAAAGACUUAAUAAAAUCUCCAUGUCAACCCAUUUGGAAAUGUUCAAUUCCAGCUGAUCUGCAGACUGGUCAAGCUAUUGUAGUUUUUCGCCCGGCUUAUUGAGUCCACCUUAAGUGUUCACUCAGAGAUCUGCACUUUUAAUCGCACUCCCACACUGGGCACUCUUUUCAAUAAUUGGGCUUUCUGCUUGUCUUUUGGUUGUUGUGUUCAAUCACCGACUCAAACCAACUUCUUGGGGAAAUUUGAGCAGUGAGCUUGCAGAGUGAAGUCAGACUGAGCAGGUUUGACUGUUUGCAUUCACACACAUAGCCCACCUGGCUGAUAACAAACAUUUCCAAGCGUGCAGUGCAUCUAUAAGAGUAUCUUAUGAAAAUAACAUCCAUACCUUUUUUCUGAUGCAAGAUUUGUGCAUUAUAAGGGCUGGCUGACAUUUUCAUUUCACUUUGAAAACACAAACCUCUGAAGAACCCUGCCCUCAGACCUCUACCUGAUGUGUGUUGCACUAGCAGAUGUUGAUUAUGAACUCUAGUCAGGGUCAAUUUCAAAACCGACACCAGAAAACAUCACUUUUUCUAUGAUUGAGAGAUAUUUAAUCUGCUGAAAACACAUCAUUGACUUCCUUUAAUCCUCAUGAAUACUGCUCUCUACCCAUGAGCCCUUCAUGCGAAAGGAGGCAGCUGAGAGAGUUGUAACAACUAUGAAAACACCGUCCUCUUCUUCCUCUUUGAAGGGGCAGCUGUUCCUCAGUGGUGGGGCAGGUCAUCUCCCAAUUGGAAAGUUGGAGGUUUGAUCCCAGGUCCUGCCGUCCUUGGGCAAGACACUUGACCCCAAUCUGCUCCUGCUGGCUGCGCCCAGCGGUGUGUAAAUAGGAUUAGUUAAAACUGAUAGGUGCUUUGCAUAUAGCAGCAGUGUGUGGUGUAAAAGGGUAAAUGUGACACGUAACAGAGAGAAAGCCCCCUAUAAACUGCCUCUUAACCAUCCUUCUACUCUUUCUUUAUUUGUUCCAAUGAUACACAGCUAUUGAUCAUAACUGAGGAAGUGCCACUAUAAUAUGUUCCAGUGCCUAUUAUAAAAUUAUCAUUGAAAUAUCAAAGCUAAGAAAUCAAAAGAAUGAAAGAAAGAUAUGAAUCAUUACAUUACUGAUUGAUCUCUCUGAAUACAAUGUGAAGAAUAAACACUUCAUCACUGAGCACCACAUUGUAACCCAGUGGUGAUAUUCAGAGAGAGUCUAUGAGUGCCAGUUGUGUCUUAUCAUCACGACAAGAUGGUACUGCUGAGACCGAAGAUCCCAAAGAUCCAUUAGUGUCCUCUUUUUCAUUUUGACACCGACUUCUGGAUAUCUGCCAUCACUUACUAUUAUAUUACAGCAUCAACAACCCCCAGUUUGUCUUUAUUACCAGCUCCUAAUCUCUGCUGACAGCUAAUCAUGUUACAAGUUCUUUGGGUCGCUUCUCUCGGUCACAGCUUUUCUGUGUUUUCUUUGUUUCUGUUAAGCCAUAAAAUUCAUAACCAGCGAUCGCUGAACAGUCCAUAAUGCGAUGCACCCCCCACCCCAUCCCACCCCUCUCUGUCUCACAACUUGUGUCUCAAUAAGAGAAGGCAAACAGUCUCUGUCGCUGUGCUGCUUGUGCAUGCUGUGAUUAAUGUCUGCACGGUCUGGUCAAAGUGUCGAUAUCUUCAACAGCUGGGCCCAUCUGUCAUCUUUCUCCUGUGACACCCCUGAACGUAACUCAGGUCCGAUCAGGGAGGCCAUCCAUCAAAGUGGUAAACAGAGACGUCUCACAUUAGCAGCCCCGAACACUUCUCAUCAUAUACCAUAACAGACAAGCAAUCAUCUGGUAUUAUGUCGUGCCACAGGCUAAUGUGAAAUAUUAACGCAAAUAUACGGCGCACCAGCUGCCGAUCGGACGGGGCAUCUGUGCUUUAGCGUAAUGGGUGGGUCACAAUUUAAUAUCGUGGAGACAGUAGGUUGUAGAUUCUCUCUACGCCUGUGUUCCACAACGUUUUCUGGCAAAUCUCCCUGUCGUCACUCUUUUUGUUUCUCUUUUUAACAAUGUUUUGUGUGUUUAAAUCAGAGGCACAGAGUCCAUUUACUCUGCAACCGCCUGCAUAUUGAUUUGUGUUGUAAACUCUGUGCUCUUUAGUCUGAGCAGCAAAGUAGAGAAGAGCAUUCACUUGCAGUUAAAUUAGAUCUGCUUUAUAAGACACCCAUAAAAAUGAGUGAUAUGAUGCAUUCAGGUACAUUUAUUACAUUUGCCUCUUGUGUGUGUGUUUUUUUCCUCUAGGGGGCAGUAGAUUCAGAGACAGCACGCGUAUCUCUUCAUCUGUCCGAUUGGUGACGGAUUCACCACCAUUACUGCUCAGAUAAAUGCUCGAGGGGUCGAGGCCAUGGGCCAGCUUGCGAGGGAUCAACCUCAUCGUUCUCACCAAUACACACGGACACAUAGACAGAAAACACACACCAGCCCUCAUCCCUCUGCUCUUCUUGCAGUCCUCUGCAGCACUCACUCCUGGCGGGGAUUAUGCUGACACUGUAGUGGGAGGAAUAUAUGCAUGUUGGAAAUCAAGAUAUGGACCUUUUGUCAGUGCUGUUGUCAAGUGAUGGAGAUAAAUGUGUGUGAAAUAUGUGUUUUCAGUGUUUUGCCUAAAACUCAGCUCCCGUUAAACACAGCCAAAUUUCCAUUUCUAUAUUUCCCUCACCCCCCUCCUAGGAAGAGUACUCUUAUAUUCACAAUCGUAAGUAAGAGAACAGUCUCAGUAGUGGGUAUUCUUCUGAAUAACUUGUUAAAUUUAGAGAUAAAAAUGUGAUAUCAAAGAUAAAACAUCAGUCUCUGGGCUCUUGUGGCUG
Xyrichtys novacula (pearly razorfish) is the source of this 81925-nucleotide messenger RNA. Lineage: Eukaryota; Metazoa; Chordata; Actinopteri; Labriformes; Labridae. The record is from the annotation of a GenBank genome assembly.